CUCACCGAUGCUGAAAUUACGUUCCUGCAAGUUAUUCUCUGCUAGUGCGUCUAGGUUUGGAGUUUAGAACGGUUUCACUUCAUCUCCCGAAGUAUGUGCUCUCUGUGCUGUGCAUCAUAUGAACAUUGUCUGAAAAUACAGGGAUGACCGUGUAGGAGACCUCAGGUAAGCGUGCAUAUCUGCAUUGUAUGUGUUUCUUAAAAUCAUUUUAAAAAGGCCUAGAAAUAUAUACAUGCGAACAGUCAAGAUUAUCCUAAGGCUUUCACUUAUUUUCUUUUUCUUUACAUCCAGGGAUUACAUAACUGCAGCGUUUAUUUGAAACACUAUAAAUGGUAAAAUGGCAAGUUCUGUACUAAGGUGUGAAUUGUUGUGAAUUCAACAUUUUAGGCAAUAAAAAUGACUUAUUAAUAAUUCCUAGUUUGAAAUGUUCACGUUUUAAUGGCCUAAAUCUGUCCAUCCUUCAAUAGUUUGGAAAUCUAAGUAAUUCCGACCCGUCUACAGUGUCUUUAAAAAAGCUAAUUUGGUUUCUAAAUGUGUUGUUGCAAAAUUUGGGUAAAUAUUAGUAUUCUUUAUAUUAAACAAGGGGCAUUAUUAUGUAAAAUUUUGGCGACAAUUAAUUUAAGGGACCGUUAGUACCCAGUACCCUCUAUACUUGCUAUCUGUACAGAAUACCAUACUAUGUUAUAGAAACAUAGAAUGUGACGGCAGAUAAGAACCAUUUGGCCCAUCUAGUCUGCCCAAUUUUCUAAAUACUUUCAUUAGUCCCUGGCCUUAUCUUAUAGUUAGGAGAGCCUUAUGCCUAUCCCACGCAUGCUUAAACUCCUUUACUGUGUUAACAUCUACCACUUCAGCUGUAAGCCUAUUCCAUGCAUCCACUACCCUCUCAGUAAAGUAAUACUUCCUGAUAUUUUUAAACCUUUGCCCCUCUAAUUUAAGACUAUGUCCUCUUGUUGUGGUACUUUUUCUUCUUCUAAAUAUGGUCUGCUCCUUUACUGUGUUGAUUCCUUUUAUGUAUUUAAAUGUUUCUAUCAUAUCCUCCCUGUCUCGUCUUUCCUCCAAGCUAUACAUGUUAAGAUCCUUUAACCUUUCCUGGUAAGUGUUAUCCUGCAAUCCAUGAACCAGUUUAGUAGCCCUUCUCUGAACUCUAAAGUAUCAAUAUGCUUCUGAAGAUAUCGUCUCCACUACUGCGUACAAUACUCCAAGUGAGGUCUCACCAGUGUUCAGUACAAUGGCAUGAGCACUUCCUUCUUUCUACUGCUAAUACCUUUCCCUAUACAACCAAGCAUUCUGCUAGCAUUUCCUGCUGCUCUAUUACAUUGUCUGCCUAUCUUUAAGUCAUCAGAAAUAAUCACGCCUAAAUCCCUUUCCUCAGAUGUUGAGGUUAGGACUCUGUCAAAUAUUCUGUACUCUGCCCUUGGGUUUUUAUGUUCGAGAUGCAUUAUCUUGCACUUAUCCACAUUAAAUGUCAGUUGCCACAACUUUUUUAGUUUACCUAAAUCAUUUGCCAUUUGGCUUAUCCCUCCUGGAACAUCAACCCUGUUAUAUAUCUUAGUAUCAUCAGCAAAAAGACAUACCUUACCAUCAAGACCUUCUGCAAUAUCACUAAUAAAAACAUUAAAGAGAAUGGGUCCAAGUACAGAUCCCUGAGGUACCCCACUGGUGACAAACUCAUGCUUCGAAUAUACGCCAUUGACUACAACCCUCUGUUGCCUGUCAAUCAGCCACUGCCUUACCCAUUAUACAUGUGCAAUUUGUUUCGGUCCGAAUAUGAAUUUGGAAGUACCCGAAUGGCUGAAUUGCCGAAGUUCCGAAGCACAGUAUUGCCUAAGUAGUAAUAUACUUACCCAAUGAAAGAAGAAGAAUGUUACAUUGUAUACAAUUUUAAAUAAAAAGUAUACAAACAUAGACAGGAUUCAGCUGUAAGCAUUUGCAACACAAUCAAGUAACAUACAUUGUAUAUGAAUGUAAGUUACUUAGCCAGUCAAUGUAAUGACAGGAAUGAAUAAGUAGAUAACUCCCUAAUUCCUAAAUUGGUCUUUCAGCCAAAUUUACUAAUACUAAGUAAAUAUUACUUCGUAUUAGUAAAUUAUGCCCCUACGCGCUAUACCGCGGGUAGGGGCAUGUCUAGUAAACCGUGAGCACUGUUAAACCUAUUGCCCACCCCUGAGCGGCGGGGGGGACCUACAGUAAAAUAAGGGGGGGGACCUAAUGUCCUCCCCCCUGGCCCCCACCCCUGAGCGGUGGGUGGGGCCCCUAACUUCACUCUCUCUGCUGUUCUAUGUUCAUUCACACCCGCUACAUUGGAAGAGGUUUCUGCUCUGCUCCAGUCCUCCCGCCCCACCACCUGCUCCCUAGAUCCAAUUCCCUCGCAUCUCAUCUGUACUCUGUCUUCUUCUCUUUCUCCACCUCUCACUAAAAUUCUCAAUCUCUCUCUCUCCUCUGGUAUAUUUCCAUUGCCCUUCAAACAUGCAAAUGUAACCCCAAUUCUAGAGAAGCCCAAUCUUGACCCUAACUCCCCAUCCAACUAUCAUCCUAUCUGCUACUGUCUUUUGCAUCCUUGAAAAAAUUGUGUAUGCAAGAUUGACAGACUUCAUGGAGUCCAACUCUCUGCUAGACCCGCUUCAGUCUGGUUUCCGCGCUAAGCACUCUGGGGAAACGGCACUGACCAAAGUAUCCAAUGAUCUACUCGCUGCAAAAUCUUGUGGUCACUACUCUAUCCUAAUUCUCCUUGACCUGUCUGCGGCUUUUGACACUGUUGAUCAUCAACAGCUUCUUCUCAUCCUCUGCAAUAUCGGUCUACAAGAUACUGCUCUCUCCUGGUGCUCCUCCUACCUCUCCCAGCGCUCUUUCAGUGUUUCUUUCUCUGGCUCUGCUUCUUCUCCCCAACUCCUCUCUGUUGGUGUCCCCCAAGGUUCAGUACUUGGUCCCCUACUGUUCUCCAUCUAUACUGCCUCCCUUGGUAAACUCAUUAGCUCCUUUGGCUUCCAAUAUAAUUUCUACCUGUGUUCUCCUGAUCUCUCCCCGUCCCUCUUGACUAGUGUCUCUAACUGCCUCUCUGCUGUUUCUAACUGGAUGGCUGCCCACUUCCUUAAAGUAAACUUGACCGAAACUGAAAUUCUGGUCUUUCCUCCCUCAAGUGUUGUUACUCCUGUGUCUGUCUCCCUCCAAGUCAACGGUGGUACCAUCAGUUCCACCACGCAGGCUCGCUGCCUAGGUGUCCUCUUUGACUCCGACCUAUCCUUCAAGCCUCAUGUUCAAUCUAUCGCCAAAUCCUGUCAUUUCCAUCUCAAAAACAUUGCGUGUAUCCACCCCUACUUAACACCAGAUGAGACUAAGGUGUUGGUCCAUUCCACUGUCCUUUCUCGCCUUGACUACUGUAAUCCGCUUCUCAGUGGUCUUAUGUGCUCCCAACUAGCGCCGUUACAGUCCAAAUUGAAUGCGGCGGCAAGGCUCAUCUUCCUGUCCGCCCGCACCUCCCAUGCCUCACCUUUCUGUCAAUCCCUACAUUGGCUUCCUAUAAAAUAUAGAGCUCAAUUUAAAAUUCUGGUUCUUGCUUUCAAAUCUCUACAUAAUGCUGCUCCCACCUAUCUAUCCUCCCUUAUACACAAGUAUGUCCCGUCUAGGCCCUUACGAUCUGCUGAAGACUUACAUCUAUCUUCUGUCCGUACUCCCACCUCUGAUGCUCGCCUUCAAGAUUUCUCGAGGGCUGCACCGUUCCUGUGGAACUCGCUUCCCUCCUCCGUUAGAUGCUCACCCAGUCUCCACUCCUUCAAAAAUCGUUAAAAACCCACUUCUUCAUAAAAGCGUAUCAAUUAAACUGUUAAUAGCUCCUGACUGAUUCCUCUUCUGCAACUGUCAUUAGUCUAAUACUGUCCUUACCUUUUUGUGUCAUUUUACCCCACUCCCUCUAGCAUGUCAGCUCAUUGAGCAGGGCCCUCAACCCCUCUGUUCCUGUGUGUCCAACUUGUCUGGAUACAACUACGUCUGUUCGUCCACCCAUUGUAAAGCGCUGCGGAAUUUGACGGCGCUCUAUAAAUAUCAUAAUAAUACUAAUAAGGGGGGACACCUAAUGUCCUACCCCCUGGCCCCCACCCCUGAGCAGUGGGUGGGGGGGCCCGAAAUACUAAGGGGUGGGGACCUAACUUCUUCCCCCCUGGCCCCCACCCCUGAGUGGUGGGUGGGGGCCCUAAAUACUAAUAAGGGGGGGACCUAAUUUCCUCCCCCCUGGCCCACACCCCUGAGCUCAGUCCAUGUUGUUAACGGGGCACUCCACUAUCCAAAUACAAAAAUAAAAUAGAUUACUGUUUAGUAAAUAUGCCAGAUAUACCCCCAAUAAAAUAAUGCAUUUAUUACUGUAGUUUUUUUUUUUUUUUUUGGAGGUAAAUCUAAAACACAUUUUGAAAGCUGCAGAUCUCUUGUCUGCAGCCUUUAUAAGCCCUCCAAUUCUAACCCCUCAAUACGCAGGACACAGCUUGCUGAUUAAUGGUCUAAUGAUAAAGCAGUCCUCAUGCUCGAUUAUUGGGGAAAACAUGCAAUUUACCACAAGCAAACAUUGUGCAAACAUCGUAUCUUCAAUUUGCAGAAGUAGAGGGUUUAGUUGUUGUCUUGUUUGCAAAUUUUCAGUUCAUAGGUUGCUGUGUGUUUGUAUUGUCAGAUAAAAGGACCAUAAAUGACGAGGGUAAUAGGAUGCAUUCUGGUUAAUAUUUGUCCAGUAAUGUAUCAGAUGAUCUCUCUUUUAUAACUGAAAAUGCUUUGCCAGGAAUAUGUUUCAUGCAGAGCCUUAGAGAAUCCUAGAUGUCACAUUCUCCUAGAUGUCUCUAGUAUUAAAUCCACCAGUAUAUUUUACGAUGAGACCAUGUGUUGGCAAAAUUCCUUUCCUUUAAUAUUCAACAACCUAGUGUAGAAUUAUUUAAAGUAAUGCCAUAAAUGGAUAGAAUAUAAAUGCACUGGCGGUUCUCAACCCUUAGUUAAUUGUAGUAGAGUAAGAAGAUCUAUAGCUCUGCCCCAUUGUCACCUUUCUAUAACAUGUUCUUUCCAUCCUACAUCAUUGCAUUCUAGAACACCAAAUAGAUACUCCACUGACCAAAUAGAAAUCCCUGCUUAGUAGAUACACCCUCAAGGAAAACAUGCAGGCAUUUAAUUAUGCAUUUUUUUCAUUUGGGGUAUAUAUAAAAACAGCCUGUAAAAGCUGCAAUCUCUUGUCUGCAGCCAUUGUAAACCCUCCCCUUCUAACCCCGCCCAAACUUCCUGUGUCUGUCCAAUCACAGGCACCCCAAUGCAGCUCAAUGAGAAGUCUUUGCAAGGCAGGUGCUCUGGGCAAUUGCUGCCACUUGCGUUUAUCUCCACUGAGUUAACAAACCAGGAAGUAACACAAGAUCCACAAGAUGUCGUAGAAUGUUCCCAUGAUGCUUUUCCAACUUUAAAGGGAAAUGGCCACUUCUCCAGAAAUUGCACCAUUGAAUAAAUUGUUGUGCAAAUGACAGCCAAGGGGGUGUAACAAGGUUAAUUUAUAAAAGUGCCAAUUUCUAUUGAAAUCUGCAUUUUUGCAAAUUAAAAAAAAUAUAUAACACAUUGUUCACAUAUAAAGCUUUUCAGCAAGGUAAAGUGCUAUAGGGGUAUGAAGUGUCCAUUUAACUAAGUCUUAGAAGAAAACUUCCAUGGGCAUUUCUAUUUUGGAUCUUGUUGAAGAAAAAAAGAAAAGGCCUAAAUGUAAGGCUAACCUAUGAGGAAAUAAAAUCAAAUACACACACACACACACACGCAGAUAUACAGACAAACAGUUAGAUACACAUAUUCAUAGACACAGAUAUAAAGGCACACGUACCGACACACAUGCAGAUACACACAGAUAGACACACAUACAGAUACACAUACACACAUAUGGAUACAAACACACAUACAGGCAGAAGAUACACAUUUUAGACCACCUUCUUGUUUCCUACAUUUUUUGUGCAGGAGGGUGGCUUCCCUGGGGUCUAGACAGCUGGCUCAGGCUGUUGGGUGCAGUGUGUGAGGGGUGCAACGUGUGUGAGGAGUGCAGUAUGUUAGUGGUGCAAUGUGCGUGUAUGGGGGAGCAUUGUGGGAGAGGGUGACAUUGUGGGAGAGGGUGACUAUGUGUGUGGUAGGGUUACAGUGUUGGGGGACAGUGUGUGUGGGAUACAGUGUGUGUGUGUAUAGGAGCAGUGUGGGGGAGGGUGACUUUGUGUAUGUGUUGGGGGGGAGGGGGUUACAGUGUGUGGGGAGGCUGUGUUUUAGUACCCAGCCUCCCUCAAAUUGAAAUAUCUUUUAAUCGAUUCCCUGGUGGUCCAGUUUCCUCCCUGGUGGUCCGGUGGCAGCAGACCAAGUGAUUGGUGUUUCACGAGUGUCAGAGUGUUGCUGUAAUAACCCGCGACAAUGCUCUGGUCUGGCUGAGAUCGCAAGAUGCUUCAAUCUGCAGCUCUGCACCCGGCGCAGCUACAGACAGGAGGUGUAGGCUCUCUCCCUCUAUGGGCAGACUGAGCGGAAGGGCUUGCGCUGUGUGCCGCCAGGCUCCCUCCCAGUUUUGGACAUCGGUCAGAGACCGAAGACCCGACACGUCCGUCUGUGAGUAACCGGGAAGUCCAAGCCACCCCAUGCGCUGAGAGUUAAAUAACCAGCCAGGUGAUUAUAACCUCAAUUAUAAGACAAGGUUGUUUAUUCAGAAGUUUUUUUUUCCGGAAAAUAACCUAUUCUUAUAAAUCAAGCAAAUACGGUAUGUUAAUACAGGGUUAUAGGUGAGUUUCAAUGAUUUAUUCAUUGGUGUAAUUUAUGGAGAAGUAACCGUUCCCCUAAAGUUGGAAAAGCAUAAUGAGAACUUUCUACAACAUCUUGGGGCUUCCUCUCUGCCACACCUAAAUUACACCAAGCUAAUGGAAUAAAGACUUUAACCUCUGAAGUCUUGGGCUUGUGACCCACUGUUCCAAGGCCACUUACCACCACUUACCAAACAUCAUGUGAGAAUAGCGAAUAGGGAACUCAUAACUGCUUCAUGACGGGAAGAAGGAAUCCUACAAAUGUGGGAGUGACAUUCUCUGUACCCAGGAAUGAAUCUUUAUAGCCAUACGCACCUCGCCUACACCUUCACUGUGUGUGUUAACCACAGAUAGUGAAAUAUUUAAGAUAAGUAAGUUCACAGUCCGAACGAAGGUCUAAUUGUUUACCAGAGUGAUGUCUGAUCCACAGAGACACGUUUGCACUCAGUCUCAAUAAAGCUGGGUGUGGCUCAUUAUACUAUGUAUCCAGUUUUUUAAAAAGUUUAGGUUUUAUAAUAUCAGCUCAUUCUAUCUAACUCAUACCUCCCAACAUUUCAUAGAGACAAAGAGGGGGACAUUUUAAUUUUAUAGGUGUGAUUGGAGGUGUGGCCAGGGGCAAGGCUGUUCUGAGAUACUUUAGGUGACUUAAUUUAUACUAGUAAAAUGAACAAUGUAUCUUAUUUACACAGACUGAAUUCUAAACACAUUUAUUGUAGUUUAAAGACACAUUACUGGGAUUAUUAUUGCUUUGGAGCUCUGUUAUACACUCAGACACAUUACUGGGAUUAUUAUUGCUUUGGAGCUCUGUUAUACACUCAGGCACAUUACUGGGAGUAUUAUUGCUGUGGAGCUCUGUUAUACACUCAGACACAUUACUGGGAGUAUUAUUGCUGUGGAGCUCUGUUAUACACUCAGACACAUGUUGGGAGUAUUAUUGCUGUGGAGCUCUGUUAUACACUCAGACACAUUACUGGGAGUAUUAUUGCUGUGGAGCUCGGUUAUACACUCAGACACAUUACUGGGAGUAUUAUUACUGUGGAGCUCGGUUAUACACUCAGACACAUUACUGGGAGUAUUAUUGCAGUGGAGCUCGGUUAUACACUCAGACACACCAACAAUAUGGUUUGCAAAUCUAACUUAAACAAUAUACAAACAAAAUGACAAAUUAAAAAGCAAUAAUACUUAGCUUAUAAGGAUGUGUAACAGCCUCCCUAGGUCGCUACCCAAACGAGCAACCUGUAUCAUGCAUAAUAUAAACCAAAAAAGAAGAUUCGGGAUAUGGCUGUGUAAAUCUACAGAAGGAAUAUAAAACAGAACAUAGUGUGAUAUUGUUAAAGAUACAAUAUUAUAUGCGCAACAAUCUUUUGCACUCACAAGAUGUAGAUGAUAAAAGCGCUCUUAGGGUGCCUCCCCUAGAAUGAUGGGGGGUUAGCUGAUAUUGCUUGUCACCUCUGGAUCCUUGUUCCACCAAAAAGACAUCCACAGGUCAGGGUUCAGCAAUAAAAAAUUUGUUUAUUUAAAUAAAAGGUGUAGUCACCAUAUUGAGCAUAGGAUAUAAAUAGCGUAAAAUAGUCCUACGCGUUUCGUUCUAUAAGAACUUCCUCAGGGACCACAAUUAAAAACAAUCAGCAUGUAUCAGUAUACAAUACAUAAAUAAACAUAUCCUAUACAAACCCCCCCUCCCUGUGUCCUUAAAUAGGGCUAAUCCCUAGAGUCCAUUGGUGGAUUCAGUGGGAGUGUAAAUCCUUCCUGUUCCUGGUUGGAGGGACAAUUUCACUGGGACAGCUGUUAUCCAUUCUUUAAUUUUAUAAUUUGCGCUUUUUUUCGGCAAAUACCGCGGGUAAUCCCAUUUCGCCGAAACCGGAAGUGACGUCACAAUUACUUCCGCGUUCCACAUGCGUUCCACACACGGCGUCCCCAUAGCAACCAAACGUGAUCGAGUUGUUUAAAGAUCACCUGGAACUAAGGGAGAAUAAACCCCCACUCUGCUAAUGAAAAGAUUAUUAGGCAUGUACAUUUGCAAUUGGCCAUUAUUCACAACUAAUGUAUGUAGAGUAUCAUCCUCCUAUUGUGAUAUUGUUAAAUAGUAAUAAUAAUAUAAAUAAUAAUAACAUAAAUCCUUAUAUUUAUCCAAUUAUAAUAUUACCUCAAAAUAUUAUAAGUCAAAAGACUUAUUAUAAAGUGCUUAGGUGCCUCAUAUAAAUCAAAAAAAUGAUUAUAAAUUUUUUAAUUUUUUUUUUUCAUAUACAACUUUAUAUAAUUAGUGAAAGGAGGACAUCACAGUUAAUCGAUCACUAUCAUCAGUUGAUCUUUAGUAUAUCACAUCUCAUUAAUGUUCCUUAUGAGGAAAAAAACUUUCAAAACUUGUUUAAUAUCUUUGUGCAAUUCUUUUAAGUACAAAAAAGAUUGUGAAUUAUAACUUAAAAAAUUAGUGUGCAAUCCCACGUUUGGGAUGAUGCUAAUUCUAUAUAUCAUCCUGGUGAGUUUAUUUUCAAUAUUCAAACAGUCAAUUGCUAUAUCUCCAUUGUAUCUUUAUGAUUUAGAUCAUACAAGACCAUAAAUCCUAACAUAAAAUGAAAAAUUAUAUAAAGAUAAUAACUCAAAAUAAUCAUAUAUAUAAAUCCUCUAUCUAAAUAAAGGUAAACUUACAACUGUAGAAAGAAGCCCCAAAUUGGGGACAAACACACAUAUCUAUUGUAUUCCAUUAUAAAACUUUAUUAAGGCCAAGUCAAUCCAAAAAACACAUUAAGUCAAUAUCUAUAUUUAGACCCUUUGGAGUAAGGGUCUGUAACUUAUAUAUCCAGAAAGUCUCCCUUUGGGCUAGUCUUUGUACUCUAUUGCCCCCACGCCAAAAAGGGGAAACUCGUUCUAUUCCCCAACAUUUAAAAUCCUUAAAUGAAAAUAAGGGACAAGAUAUACAAUGAGCUGGGACUGAAUGUAUCGUCAGUCCCUUUCUAAUAUUGUUAAGAUGUUCCAAUAGGCGGACCUUCAGAAUCCUCUUAGUUCGUCCCACAUAUUGCAUGCCACACGGACACUGCAGCAAAUAUACUACAAAGUCCGUGUGGCAAUUGAUACUAUCCCUAAGUGUGAAGAUCUCCCCCAUAGUAGAGCUAAAAAAAGUAUGUGUAUUUUUAUGGACACCGUGGUACAGACUUUACAAGUACCACAGCCUCGAAAUGAGCCUGAUCGAACAGACGUAGAGACAGAUGGUGGCUUGAUGGCAUAACUUGGUGCCAACAUAUCCUUCAAAUUUUUAUUCCUUUUAUAAAUCACUACGGGAUUGUCCGUUAAAUGUGCCCCCAGAACAGGGUCUUGUAACAAAAUAGGCCAAGAAUUUUGAAGACUCCUCUUAAUUCUAUUAUAAUCAAUGUUGUAAUGAGUGAUAAAUGCUGAACGAAAAUUAUCUCUAGUUUGCGGAAUAGAUGGUCUAUUUUCCAAAAACGUCUUUCUUUCUAUAUCACCAAUACGGCAGAUCUCUUUCUCUAAUCUCUUACCAUUGUAUCCCCUAUCUAUGAGUUUCCUCUUUAUAUGAGAUGAUUGGGCAAAGAAAUCUUGUUUGUCUGAGCAAUUCCGCCUAAGUCGGGUGAACUGGCUCCUAGCUAUACCCUUAAGCCAAGGUUCAUAAUGCCCACUCUUACGGUGAACGAACCCAUUUCCAUCAGUAGGUUUAAAAAAACAUUUACUCCUUAUCUGUCUUGAAUCGUGCAGACAAAGGUCAAGAAAAUUGAUCUCAUUUUUAUUCCAAAUGGGGGUAAAAACCAGAUUAUAUUCGUUAUUAUUCAGGAAAUUGACAUAAUCAUCAAAUAAGACAGAAGACCCCUUCCAAAUGAUAAUAACAUCAUCGAUAUAACGCCGCCAUAGGACCAAGCCCUCCAGCCAUGUCCAGACCAAACAAACAACUCCUCCCAUCUUCUCAUAUAAGUGUUGGCAUAGCUGGGGGCGAACUUGGUUCCCAUGGCGGUCCCCGUUAUUUGUAGAAAAAAAUCACCAUUAAAGAAAAAAAAUUGAAAAGAACUAACUCACCAAAGUACAGAGACCUGGGAACAUCCCAACCGUUUUGCAACCCUAUGCCAGGAUUCCCCAGUAAAGAGAAUCCGGACGGAGGAUUAGGAACAACCUCUUUAAAUGGGGGUUUGAUAAAUGAGAAAGAACUGAGUAAGGGGAUUUUUAAUUUAACUCCAACUCCACUUUCAGAUGAGGAGAUUAAUUUGUUAUCAAGGGGUUUGAAAUUUGCCCCAAAUAGAAGGGCCAAUAAUUUUGAACUCUAUAUUGAUCUUAAAAAGUUUAUCCGUUCUUUAACUAUUAAAAGACAUUUUCUAUUACAUCCUCCUGAAAUUAAAACUGGUGGUGAGGGCAUUGAUGUUGAUUAUAGAUUCCGCCCCAAGUCCCAUUUUUUCCCUACUCAUAGUAAGGGCCCUUUUUUAGAAACCUUCGAACAUUUGGUAGACCAACAAUUCCAAAAUAUGAUGAAGGGCACUAAUAGGAAUAAAAAGAACUGCUUUCCAAAUUUAAACAAAAAGGAAGAAAACACACUUAAACGAUUGAUAGAAAGAGAUGAUGUAAUUAUUAGGGAAGCAGAUAAAGGGGGGGGGAUAGUGUUAAUGACUACCACAUAUUAUCUCCAGGAAGCAGCACAUAUUUUGGGGGAUAAAGACACUUAUAGUGUACUUAAAUGUGACCCAACGAGCCGGUUUAAUGUAGAACUCCAAACAAUUUUGAAUAGAGCUAAGGAGAGAGGUACCAUUUCACAAAAAAAUUAUGAUUUUUUAUACCAAAAAACUCCAAUUAUCCCUAUUUUUUAUUUUCUUCCAAAGACACACAAACGUCUCCCUAACCCUCCUGGGCGACCUAUAAUUAGUGGUAUUAAUUCACUGACAGCUAAUUUGUCGGCCUACGUUGACUCUCGAUUACAGAAAUAUGCCCAAGGGGCACCUUCAUAUGUAAAGGAUACAAAGUCUUUUCUCCAAGAAGUUGAGAAUAUUGAAUGGGAUCCGGAGUACAGUUGGGCCACCCUUGAUGUGACCUCUCUGUACUCGGUGAUUAGCCAUAAUUUGGGUCUGGAGGCAGUUGACUAUUUUAUGAAGCAGGAUUUGGAGUUACCAAUGGAUAUUAGAGAGUUUAUUUUUCUUCCGUUCAAUUUAUUUUAUAUCACAAUUAUUUUUUCUUUAAUGGUGAUUUUUUUCUACAAAUAACGGGGACCGCCAUGGGAACCAAGUUCGCCCCCAGCUAUGCCAACACUUAUAUGAGAAGAUGGGAGGAGUUGUUUGUUUGGUCUGGACAUGGCUGGAGGGAGAACUUGGUCCUAUGGCGGCGUUAUAUCGAUGAUGUUAUUAUCAUUUGGAAGGGGUCUUCUGUCUUAUUUGAUGAUUAUGUCAAUUUCCUGAAUAAUAACGAAUAUAAUCUGGUUUUUACCCCCAUUUGGAAUAAAAAUGAGAUCAAUUUUCUUGACCUUUGUCUGUCGCACGAUUCGAGACAGAUAAGGAGUAAAUGUUUUUUUAAACCUACUGAUGGAAAUGGGUUCGUUCACCGUAAGAGUGGGCAUUAUGAACCUUGGCUUAAGGGUAUAGCUAGGAGCCAGUUCACCCGACUUAGGCGGAAUUGCUCAGACAAACAAGAUUUCUUUGCCCAAUCAUCUCAUAUAAAGAGGAAACUCAUAGAUAGGGGAUACAAUGGUAAGAGAUUAGAGAAAGAGAUCUGCCGUAUUGGUGAUAUAGAAAGAAAGACGUUUUUGGAAAAUAGACCAUCUAUUCCGCAAACUAGAGAUAAUUUUCGUUCAGCAUUUAUCACUCAUUACAACAUUGAUUAUAAUAGAAUUAAGAGGAGUCUUCAAAAUUCUUGGCCUAUUUUGUUACAAGACCCUGUUCUGGGGGCACAUUUAACGGACAAUCCCGUAGUGAUUUAUAAAAGGAAUAAAAAUUUGAAGGAUAUGUUGGCACCAAGUUAUGCCAUCAAGCCACCAUCUGUCUCUACGUCUGUUCGAUCAGGCUCAUUUCGAGGCUGUGGUACUUGUAAAGUCUGUACCACGGUGUCCAUAAAAAAUACACAUACUUUUUUUAGCUCUACUACGGGGGAGAUCUUCACACUUAGGGAUAGUAUCAAUUGCCACACGGACUUUGUAGUAUAUUUGCUGCAGUGUCCGUGUGGCAUGCAAUAUGUGGGACGAACUAAGAGGAUUCUGAAGGUCCGCCUAUUGGAACAUCUUAACAAUAUUAGAAAGGGACUGACGACACAUUCAGUCCCAGCUCAUUGUAUAUCUUGUCCCUUAUUUUCAUUUAAGGAUUUUAAAUGUUGGGGAAUAGAACGAGUUUCCCCUUUUUGGCGUGGGGGCAAUAGAGUACAAAGACUAGCCCAAAGGGAGACUUUCUGGAUAUAUAAGUUACAGACCCUUACUCCAAAGGGUCUAAAUAUAGAUAUUGACUUAAUGUGUUUUUUGGAUUGACUUGGCCUUAAUAAAGUUUUAUAAUGGAAUACAAUAGAUAUGUGUGUUUGUCCCCAAUUUGGGGCUUCUUUCUACAGUUGUAAGUUUACCUUUAUUUAGAUAGAGGAUUUAUAUAUAUGAUUAUUUUGAGUUAUUAUCUUUAUAUAAUUUUUCAUUUUAUGUUAGGAUUUAUGGUCUUGUAUGAUCUAAAUCAUAAAGAUACAAUGGAGAUAUAGCAAUUGACUGUUUGAAUAUUGAAAAUAAACUCACCAGGAUGAUAUAUAGAAUUAGCAUCAUCCCAAACGUGGGAUUGCACACUAAUUUUUUAAGUUAUAAUUCACAAUCUUUUUUGUACUUAAAAGAAUUGCACAAAGAUAUUAAACAAGUUUUGAAAGUUUUUUUCCUCAUAAGGAACAUUAAUGAGAUGUGAUAUACUAAAGAUCAACUGAUGAUAGUGAUCGAUUAACUGUGAUGUCCUCCUUUCACUAAUUAUAUAAAGUUGUAUAUGAAAAAAAAAAAAAAAUCAUUUUUUUGAUUUAUAUGAGGCACCUAAGCACUUUAUAAUAAGUCUUUUGACUUAUAAUAUUUUGAGGUAAUAUUAUAAUUGGAUAAAUAUAAGGAUUAAUGUUAUUAUUAUUUAUAUUAUUAUUACUAUUUAACAAUAUCACAAUAGGAGGAUGAUACUCUACAUACAUUAGUUGUGAAUAAUGGCCAAUUGCAAAUGUACAUGCCUAAUAAUCUUUUCAUUAGCAGAGUGGGGGUUUAUUCUCCCUUAGUUCCAGGUGAUCUUUAAACAACUCGAUCACGUUUGGUUGCUAUGGGGACGCCGUGUGUGGAACGCAUGUGGAACGCGGAAGUAAUUGUGACGUCACUUCCGGUUUCGGCGAAAUGGGAUUACCCGCGGUAUUUGCCGAAAAAAAGCGCAAAUUAUAUUAUUGCUGAACCCUGACCUGUGGAUGUCUUUUUGGUGGAACAAGGAUCCAGAGGUGACAAGCAAUAUCAGCUAACCCCCCAUCAUUCUAGGGGAGGCACCCUAAGAGCGCUUUUAUCAUCUACAUCUUGUGAGUGCAAAAGAUUGUUGCGCAUAUAAUAUUGUAUCUUUAACAAUAUCACACUAUGUUCUGUUUUAUAUUCCUUCUGUAGAUUUACACAGCCAUAUCCCGAAUCUUCUUUUUUGGUUUACACCAACAAUAUGGAGCUCCUAGAAAAGAGAGACAUUGUGAUAGAACAGAGGGAUUCUGGUAAAAAUAGGGACUGCCCCUUGUAUAUUGGGUCACUUGGGAAGUAUGAUAAUGUAAAUUUCCUGUCUUUUGCUACAGACACCUGCAGGGCAUGAUAAAUUAUUAUAAACACUGUAAUUUCCUCCGAUUCCCAGUUUAGUAAAUACAUUCCAAAGGCAUAAUACAUGUUAUGCCAAAAAAGAUGAAAUGGUAGAUUUGGAGCAUUUUUCCAGUUUGGCUGACAAACAAACUGCUUUCCAAUCCUCUACAAUCACUCGUUAUUGAAUAAGGUAUCUCACUUAAUCAGUUUAUUUAAUCUGUGCGGUAUUAUGUGUUUUACUCAAAGGGUCUUGGCCUUGGUUUCCAUCAUGAUCGUAUCACAUGCAGGUUUAAAUUGAUUAAAUGUCUCAUGUUUUGCAUCUUUUGACAUAUAAAAUGUUAUAAUAGUGAAUUCAAAUGUAAUCUAAAUUAUCCUCUAAUUCAUGUUUUGUCACAGCUUGGCCUUUUCUGCCUAAAUGUUGCAGUUCACUACCCACGGUAGUGGUUAUGAUACAAUAAGUGUCCUGGCAUUGCCUCACUGUAAGAUGUCAAAAUAUAUUCAUCACAGGGGGCGGAGCUUAACCGCGAGCGACAGCAGUCGCCAUUUAACUGCGCUCUGUCUGUCGAGACGAUAAAAGCCUUAUUUUAGAGGGCUAAACCCCUCUCCCAACCUGCAAACGGCUCACACUCCACGGAGUAAGCACCCCAGAGGCGACCUUUGCCGUUCGUGCUUCCGGCGAGAGUAAGAAGGCAGAAGCGCAGGCCUGGGGCCUACAAGCCCACUCAGAGCCUGAAUGGUUGGACCUGCUAGACAGCUUGGAACCUCACGGGGACCCAGAGGCUGAAUCCUAUCCAGACGCUUACCUAACACCCCUGGCACAGAUGAGCAGACGGUCCCAGAAGAAGCCCCCAUCAGGGUCCAGAGACAUAUGGUCAUUAUUGCAGCGACACCAGCCAGCCAAAAUGGUUGACAAGGCGGAUCAUGGAACUGCAAUGACACCAGCAGAGCCUGUACAACUGGACCCACCACCUGGCAAGUACCUGGCACAAGUGAGGGCCCAGCUGGGUCUGCACCAGUCACACAGCAGGACUUCCGCAACUUGGUUCAGGAGAUCAAGACUCUCCUAGCUGCUGACGUGGCAGUUGUCAAAGCAGACAUACAGGCAGUUGACAAAAGGGUGAAGGCCUCAGAAGAGGACAUAGCUGAAAUGGAACGGGGACUCAGUCCAAGACUCAGUCCUAGCAAUGCAAGUUCACCAACCAGCUCUGUCACUCCAUUAUAUAUCACUGGACAACAGGUCACGGCGCAACCACCUGAAGAUCAGAGGGGUACCUGACACAAUCACACCUGACGAACUCCCUCACUAUAUGAGAUGACUUGUGGCCUCCAUACUACUCCCAAAUCACACCAAGAAAUUUACCAUAGAUGGUGUCUACCGACUACCAGCAUGAGAUGACUUGUGGCCUCCAUACUACUCCCAAAUCACACCAAGAAAUUUACCAUAGAUGGUGUCUACCGACUACCAGCAUCAGCCAGAGCUACUUCUAAUGUGCUACGGGAUGUGAUCAUCAGAUGUUCCACAUCACAGGAUAAAAGACUCCUGAUGUCCAAUGGAGAAGAUCCCUGAAUACAGUAACAAGCCACCUGAGAACAGCCAGUGUGGAAUACCAAUGGAGAUCACCCAGGUUCCUAGUGGCCACUCACAAUGGGACUGUACAUAAAAUCUUCUCACUAGCCGAGGCACCUACCUUCUUUAAAGCUCUGGGUAUUCCGACCCCGAAGAUCCCUCCAGACGGACACCCCGAAUCGAAUAGACAGAACGCUAGAAUUGCUGCACCUUCUACAUCAAAGGAUCAUCCAACCCUACAUCCAGAAACCUGACUACACAGAGGGACUUAACGCCAUCCUGCAGCUCGAACUCUUAUGUUAUGUCAUAUUUGUUUUUGUUAAUCUUUUUACAAUUUUUCUUAUAAGUUUAAUUGGUUGACACAUAAACAGAGUGCGCUCACCUUAAGAACGCGCUCCAGCAUCCAAAUGAUAGUCCAAACACUAAGAGGUGAUACCACACACAUAUUACCACUCAAACUAACUUCCCCCCAUCUCAUCCCCUCUCUACCACUUUGGUUAGGGGCACACCUGGAAGAUGGCCUGACACUUUCACCCUUAUUGGGAUACACUUCUGUCCCUAGCCACCAUAGGGUCGAUCUCCCUAUGCAUUUAGUACCCUCUUGAAUAAAUGUCGAUGUUUAAGUUACUACUGCUGCAACACAUACCUCUAUCCUGUCAAAUGAAGACGCAUGUUUCUCAUCUUAUGUGCAAACCCUCCUCUUUAUUUCUGCAUCCCACUGUGCAUUGAUAUGACAACAAAAACAUUUCAAUAAAAAGAGAUUGACAAAAAAAAUAGUUUUAUCACGUUUUGACAACUUACUGCUGCUAUUUUCUGGGGAAUUAUUUUAUUUUAUUGUUUAUGUAUGUUUUAUUGAACAAUUGGUCCCUGAAGUAGUCCAACAAUCAGUGGAACGCGUAGGACCGCACUAUUUUAUUUAUCUUAUUUAUAUUUUUAUUCAUAUAUUGGAGUUUUUGGAUACCCGAGUCCUGCUUAUCAUUGCUGCUGUGGAGACAGCAGCCAGGAGUGGAGGUGUAACUGGACACCCCCCCAUACAUCUAAGGGGGGGCACCCAAAAGCCAUAUAUUCUGUAAGUGUAUUUCUGACAGUGCAGUUUGUCUUAUUCUAUACUGUAUUACACUAUGUUGGGAUUCUUUUUGCAGUUCCACAGGUGCAUCCCCUACAUAUUUUGUAUCUCUGUUUGACAAGCUACCUGGGUCCCUCCAAGCAUCUGUUGCAUAUGGUCAUCUCGAACAGGAGAAACCGGAUUGCUCUACAGUGCAAAGCGAGCCAAAGCAGGACUGCGCUCAUUAGCACUUAGAGCACUUAGCUGACAUCUCAGCCAAUAAUCGUGGUCCUGCUUUGAUGUAAGUAUUGUCAAAUGACUUCCUCUCCUGUGGAAGACCGGAUGGAGCAUGGGAAUCUGGCAGGACUCCUGUAAGUUGCCAAAUCAUGCUAAGAUAGACACCAGAGCAGUACCGGCACUAUAGCGGGCUGUAGUUGUUAUGGUUCAUGUUCCUUUAAUUACACAUUUUUGAUGAAGAAAAGUUAAAAUGUUAGGUCAGUCUUGUCUGAAAACCUAGCUUAUUCAGAGAAUGUAAGCUUAAACGUCAUUUUAAAUUUUAUUAAAAUUUCUGACAAUUCAUACAUUUAGUGAAAAACUCUGACUAGUAUGUUUGUUAGAAAUGCUCAAUAAAAGGGGCAAAUAACAAAAAUGUGACAUUUCAUAAUACAAUCAGUCUAAUACACUAAGCGACUAAAUUAAAUAAAAAAUCCAUGAAUUUGCCACAACAUUUUUAAUAAGGUAUUUAAUUAAAUUAAAAAAAAUAGGACCGUAUUCUUAGCGGUUUAACCUACUACUCAAUGGUCCUUCCUCUUACUAAUGUGUGGCAGAUGAGGGAAGAGUUAGUCCCAUUAAAUCAGGAAAUAUAUUUAAUUUAUAUAUAGUGUAGCAGGUGGAUCAGCAUAUUUAUUUUUUGGAAAAUCUUUUUAUUGAGGAGUAUGCAUAUUCAUCAACAGUAACAAAGCAAGACACGCAGGUCUAUGUAUGUAAGUAAAACAAUACAAACCGAGCAUAAGUAUGUUAUAACUAAGUUGUCACUAUCAAAUUGGUCGUGAUAGAGAUUAUACUUGCCAAUAGGGUAACUAAACCCAUCCGCCCGUUAGUUUAAAUUCAGCAGGGUAUCAUAAAUGAACAUGGGAGACCUUAUAUACCAAGCUACACCUCUUGUUAUAUUCAUGAUUGGCGAGUACUGCACAUAGAAAAAGUAUUUCCGGAGUUACUUCUGCCGUGCAUAUCCCGGUAUAUGAAGUUGUUGUAGAAAACGCCUAUAUAUAUUUCCCAUCUCUCAGAUGAGGCAUUUGUUAUGAAGCCGGUUAGCAUUAAUGAUACCUGUGCUUAACUCUAAGUACGGUGAGUGUAGCAACACGCUACGUGAUGGGUACCCCGAUCACUAGGCCAACGUGGAAUCUGACCUAUCGAUUUUCCCAUCGACCGUAACUCUAGGCUGAGCUCGUGCGGCGACCAUGUGCCCCUGUAUCUGAGAAAAGGCGCUUGGGGCUUCCCCCUCCUGUGUAUCAUGAGAGAAGUGUCCAAGUGCUGUGUGAUGAGGGUGCUACUACUGUGCAGGGGUGAAAGGAGUCACGAGUCUAUCUGGGGUGUUCGUCAUGUAACUCGUCAGAUGUCCAUCUCACCUGAUAUCCAAGUGCCUGCUAUCUACAAUGAAAUGUCCUUAAUCAUGUUACAUCAGCUGGUGUAAUGUCCAGGUCUCCUUGUGACUCUCCCGGUGUAAGGUGGGAUCAGCAUAUUUAAUGCAAAUUUAAUUUCUCCUAAAUUGGUUUAUUUACUGUUAAUAUUUAUCACUUUAUUUUGUUUUGUUUAUUUUUUUUUUGAGGUCUUGUAUCCAGGAAUAGACAGUUGUUGCCAAAAAAGAAUGAUUCUCUUAAGGUUAGCAGUAGUUGGAGUCAAGGCCAAUCGGUGCAAUAAUAUUCUUGAAAUGCCAGAUAUAACACUUGUAUUCAGAUAAGAAAUGCAGAAACUGCAGCAAAUUGCACUCUAAUACUUUGUUGUAAAACAUACUCCACUCAAAGUUGGCUGGCAAUAACCCUGUAACACCUUGUUACUACCCCCAGCUGAUCCUAUUCUAUAACAUAUGCAGGAAGUUCAGUGUUCCAGGAUGGAGGAAUGGGUCUGCUUCUUAACAUUUUAUAUAAUUGUUAUUUAUAUUAGGGAAUACAAUCAAACGGAUUUAAAAAAAAAAUAACAUUUUAAUUUUGUUGCCAAAAUAGAUAACUUUUUUAAAUCUUACAUUCCAAACCCUUACACAGCAUUUAAUGACUCAAACUGCCCUUAGCCAAUGUUUUUUUCCAAUUAUUCAUGAUGGGCUGCCCUGGUUGAAAGCCAGAAGCUGCAGUUAUAAAACAGGGGACCUCCUUACCCCAUAACCUUAUAGCUGCAGUUAUAAUACACUGUGUGCGGGGAGACAGGGGACCUCUUUACACCAUAACCUUAUAGCUGCAGUUAUAAUACACUGUGUGCAGGGAGACAGGUGAUCUCUUAAACACCAUAACUUUUUAGCUGCAGUUAUAAUACACUGUGUGCAGGGAGACAGGGGACCUCCUUACACCAUAACCUUAUAGCUGCAGUUAUAAUACACUGUGUGCGGGGAGACAGGGGACCUCCUUACACAACAACCUUAUAGCUGCAGUUAUAAUACACUGUGUGCGGGGAGACAGGGGACCUCCUUACACAACAACCUUAUAGCUGCAGUUAUAAUACACUGUGUGCGGGGAGACAGGGGACCUCUUUACACCAUAACCUUAUAGCUGCAGUUAUAAUACACUGUGUGCAGGGAGACAGGUGAUCUCUUAAACACCAUAACUUUUUAGCUGCAGUUAUAAUACACUGUGUGCAGGGAGACAGGGGACCUCCUUACACCAUAACCUUAUAGCUGCAGUUAUAAUACACUGUGUGCGGGGAGACAGGGGACCUCCUUACACCAUAACCUUAUAGCUGCAGUUAUAAUACACUGUGUGCGGGGAGACAGGGGACCUCCUUACACCAUAACCUUAUAGCUGCAGUUAUAAUACACUGUGUGCGGGGAGACAGGGGACCUCCUUACACUAUAACCUUAUCGCUGCAAUUAUAAUACACUGUGUGCAGGGAGACAGGGGACCUCCUUACACAAUAACCUUAUAGUUGCAGUUAUAAUACACUGUGUGCGGGGAGACAGGGGAUCUCCUUACACCAUAACCUAUAGCUGCAGUUAUAACACGCUGUGUGUGGGGAGACAGGGAACCUCUUCACACCAUAACCUUUUAGCUGCAGUUAUAAUACACUGUGUGCAGGGAGACAGGGGACCUCCUUACACCAUAACCUUAUAGCUGCAGUUAUAAUACACUGUGUGCAGGGAGACAGGGGACCUCCUUACACCAUAACCUUAUAGCUGCAGUUAUAAUACACUGUGUGCAGGGAGACAGGGGGCCUCCUUACACCAUAACAUUAUAGCUGCAGUUAUAAUACACUGUGUGUGGGGAGACAGGGUAUCUCCUUACUCCAUAACCUUUUAGCUGCAGUUAUAAUACACUGUGUGCGGGGAGACAGGGACCUCCUUACACCAUAACCUUAUAGCUGUAGUUAUAAUACACUGUGUGCGGGGAGACAGGGGACCUCCUUACACAACAACCUUAUAGCUACAGAUAUAAUACACAGUGUGCAGGGAGACAGGGGACCUCCUUACACCAUAACCUUAUAGCUGCAGUUAUAAUACACUGUGUGCGGGGAGACAGGCUACCUCCUUACACCAUAACCUUAUAGCUGCAGUUAUAAUACACAGUGUGCAGGAAGACAGUGAACAUCCUCACACCAUUACCUUAUAGCUGCAGUUAUAAUACACUGUGUGCAGGGAGACAGGGAACAUCCUCACACCAUAACCUUAUAGCUGCAGUCUGAGUCUGCACAACUAGUUCCAUGAAUAUCUCUGCAGAACCAAGCCAUUUCCAUACACUGUCUGUCACCACAAACUCUUUAUACCAGAAUAUUUAUAGCCACACCAUCCGUGACAAGCACUGUAAGAGAUAAGGCGUGAACUGUGACUUACGGCCAUAAACUGUCCCCAUCCACCUGGGAGCUCCUUUUGGUAAUGACACUAUAACUGGAUGAGAACCUCCGGUGACAUUGUGUCAGUAACAGCCGUGGGAGGAGGGAUCCAGAUGCAGAGUAUAGUGUUUGUAUAUCUAUGUGUUAAAGGGACACUAUAGGCUCUCAGAUCACUUCCUCUCAUUGAGGUAGUCUGGUUCAGUGACCCUGCAAUGUAAAACGUUGUUUCACACAGAAUGCAAUGUUUAUAUUGCUCUGUAUUCUAGUGGCUGUCUUGCAAGCCUUGCAUGAGGAAGUCCAGCGUGUUUAAAAUCCCCAAAGGAAAGUACUGAUUCAAUAAUUCCCUAUAGGGAAGGUCUAAUGUGCGUGCCAUCCGCCGCAUAUGCACAUUAGGUUCCUCCAUCAAUGUUCUAGCGAAAGAUUAUGGACACAAUUCCUUGUAAAUAAAUAUAUAUUUGGGAAUAGCUUAAUUAACUCUUAAAGAAAGAUUUUUUUUAUCAAAAUGUAACAGUUUAGGAAAUAUUGAAUCAAUAUGGCUUUUGAUUAAAUUUGUGUGAAAUAAUAUAUUUAAAGGCUCAAACUAAAUGUAUUGCUUUAUUUUUCUACUAUAUUCCCUCCUGUCCUCCACACCCAUACAGAAACAUAGAAUGUGACGGCAGAUAAGAACCAUCCAGCCCAUCUAGUCUGCCCAAUUUUUUAAAAUACUUUCAUUAAUCCCUGGCCUUAUCUUAUAGUUAGGAUAGAUAUACCACAUGUGACAGAAACACCUUAUUGGGAAAAAGGAGAGAAUAAGGGUAAAAAUAUAUAUACUGUUACCCUAAUAUAGUGUUUGCUUGUAGACAAGGGCUCCUCCUAGCCCUCAGAAACAGAAUUCAAAGUACCAACACACAGGUAGCUACAAUGCAAAAAAAGAGAGAACGAUUGUCUCUCCUAUAUGCUGGAAAUCCGAAUACGAGGAUAUUCUUCAUAUUAUUUGAUAUUUUUCCAUUUUUAUUAUGUUUUAGAUACGGCAAUAUUGCCCUGUGUUUUUCUCUUUUUUUUUGCUUUGUAGCUACCUGUGUGUUGGUACUUUAUCUUAUAGUUAGGAUAGCCUUAUGCCUAUCCCACGCAUGCUUAAACUCCUUUACUGUAUUAACCUCUACCACUUCAGCUGGAAGGCUAUUCCAUGCAUCCACUACCCUCUCAGUAAAGUAAUACUUCCUGAUAUUCUUUUUAAACCUUUGUCCCUCUAAUUUAAGACUAUGUCCUCUUGUUGUGGUAGUCUCCUCCUUUACUGUGGUUACAUAUUAAUACUAUUUGUUCUCAUGUGGAUAGUAAUGACUAUUGUUUGCCUAAUGUACAUCCUACAUAAUCCACAGAUCUGUUUUACAAUUGGCUUUCAUGUACGGCCCCAGCUGUCACUAUUCUUCUUUCAACCAUUCAGUAAAAAUCCAUAGAAUAAUAGUGAAAUGUCCGAUUAAAAAUAUAAACCCAGCCGGUGUGGGAGCCUGGAGUGUCCCUUUAAUAAUAUAAACCGACGCGGUGUGUAAGCCUGAAGUGUCCCUUUAAUGAUAUAAACCCACCCGGUGUGGGAGCCUGGAGUGUCCCUUUAAUGAUAUAAACCCACCCGGUGUGGGAACCUGGAGUGUCCCUUUCAUAAUAUAAACCCAGCUGGUGUGGGAGCCUGGAGUGCCCCUUUAAUGAUAUAAACCCACCCGGUGUAGAAGCCUGAAGUGUCCCUUUAAUGAUAUAAACCCACCCGGUGUGGGAGCCUGGAGUAUCCCUUUAAUUAUAUAAACGCACCCGGUGUGGGAGCCUGGAGUGUCCCUUUAAUGAUAUAAACCAACCCGGUGUAGAAGCCUGAAGGGUCCCUUUAAUAAUAUAAAGCCACGCGGUGUGUAAGCCUAGAGUGUCCCUUUAAUAAUAUAAACCCACGCGGUGUGUAAGCCUGGAGUGUCCCUUUAAUGAUAUAAACCCAGCUGGCGUGGGAGCCUGGAGUGUCCCUUUAAUAAUAUAAACCCACGUGGUGUGUAAGCCUGAAGUGUCCCUUUAAUGAUAUAAACCCACCCGGUGUGGGAGCCUGGAGUGUCCCUUUAAUGAUAUAAACCCACCCACUGUGGGAGCCUGGAGUGUCCCUUUCAUAAUAUAAACCCAGCUGAUGUGGGAGCCUGGAGUGUCCCUUUAAUGAUAUAAACCCACCCGGUGUGGGAACCUGAAGUAUCCCUUUCAUAAUAUAAACCCAGCUGGUGUGGGAGCCUGGAGUGUCCCUUUAAUGAUAUAAACCCACCCGGUGUAGAAGCCUGAAGUGUCCCUUUAAUGAUAUAAACCCACCCGGUGUGGAAGCCUGGAGUAUCCCUUUAAUUAUAUAAACCCACCCGGUGUGGGAGCCUGGAGUGUCCCUUUAAUGAUAUAAACCCACCCGGUGUAGAAGCCUGAAGGGUCCCUUUAAUAAUAUAAACCCACGCGGUGUGUUAGCCUGGAAUGAUAGAAACCCAGCCGGCGUGGGAGCCUGGAGUGUCCCUUUAAUGAUAUAAACCCAGCCGGUGUGGGAGCCUGGAGUGUCCCUUUUUCCGAAUGCUUUCUGAAUAAGCAAAACUCAGUUAAAAUAACCAAAUGUUAAACAUUUGCAAUUCUCUGAUGUACUAAAGGCCAAUCUUAUUGAAUCUCAGUUAUUUCAAGUGGGUUGUUUUAGAGCACAUCUCAAUCAGCACAUCUGGCUUUUGCUUCAAACACUCCAAGCACCAUUGCUAGUACAGUUGGUUGUAGUGGUGAUGGUGCCAUGAGCUCAGUUCUCUCAAGCAGGGGGCGCUCUCCUGCAUAGGCCAGGUUUAAUUCACAGGAAAGUUAUUGUUUCUCUUGCAGGAUAGAGCUUGGGCACCUGGGGAAAUCAGGCAAGUGGUCAAACUCUUUUAUAAAAUAUUUUAACAAAUUGCACUGGGUCGGCGCCAGGGCCGUUCUGGUGCCAAAACCACAUUAGUGGUCUGUAGUGGUUAUGGUGCAUGGAGUGUUCCUAUAAGAUCAGAAAUAUAUAAAAUGUAUCAAAUACCACCUAACGUACAGCACUGCAGAUAUGGCAGUAUAAUAAUAGUAAGAUUUUUGGGGGUAGUUUGAUAAAUUGAAUGCAAAUCCUGUAAUUCACACAAAAAAAAAUCUCACUACUAUUAUUAUACCGCCAUAUUCUGCAGAGCUGUACAUUAGGUGAACUAACAAACAAGACAAGCUGGACGUACAGGAAUAGAAAGUGCUACUCUAAAAUAACGCUUUGAAUUUCAUUAAUGGACAUAAUUGGUGUAAUUAACGCACAAUGUGAAUUUCUACCUUAGUGAUCUCUUCUCUAUGUAAAGGGCACAGGUAUUUGGAGACUAAGGUAAGUGUCAAUAAUUUGAAGAAUAUUUGUGGUAUGAAAAUGAUAUGGCACCAGGGGACACUUGGACAGCUGAAGUGGUUAUGGUUCCUAUAGUGCCUAUUUAAGGACAGUCAUUACAAUUCUACAUAAUUUCACAUUGGAAAUAGCUUGGAGAGCUACCAUGACACAAUGUAGCCAUCUGGGAGCGGAGUCUUGCAAGCGUCUCAAAACGCAAGGUACCAGCUGUGGCUUCUUGUGAGGUGUAUCCGAGGAGGUCGAAGAUACAAAGAAAAUUUCCUCUGAAAGAAAGCCUUGCAUGAUUAAUUGCAAAGUUAAUUAUCCCUCAUCCUCCUCCAGAGGUUUAAAACAAUUAGAAAGCUCUAACCAUUGGCACAAGGUGUUUAAUAGUGGCACAGACUUUAAAGGGGAUUUGUCAUCCCAAAUCUUUUUUUAGUUUGAUCACUUUUCAGUUACAUUAUUUGCAUUAAUUAGCUGCUUAAUUAACGUUAUAAUAGAAUGGUUUGGCAGUUUACCUCUUAGAAUUUAGUGUUUCCCAGAAUCCACCUGGGAGCAAUGUGUUCUAAAUCUACUAUUGUAAUAUUUCAUAAAGAAUUCAGCAACUUCAAGGGCAGCGCAAUCUUUUAAACUGUUAAUAGAUAUUAUUAUAAUUUAUAAACCGCCAACAGCUUCAGCAGCACAGAACAACAAUUAACAAUAUGUACAUUAACACAAGUCUGACAAGUUCAGAAGGGGUGAGGGCCCUAUUCCAACAAUCUCGCAGGUUGUGAUGUUUUUAUAUAUAUAUAUCCACAGCAGUGUUCUGUCCUCGCUGUACUGACUGGGCAUUAUAUAACAGCCCAUUCAACUGUCAGCCAUUUCAUAUUGGGGCUCGCACCUAGCUUCACACAGCGCUGAGUGCUCACUCCUAGCUUCACACAGCGCUGAGUGCUCACUCCUAGCUUCACACAGCGCUGAGUGCUCACUCCUAGCUUCACACAGCGCUGAGUGCUCACACCUAGCUUCACACAGCGCUGAGUGCUCACUCCUAUCUUCACACAGCGCUGAGGGCUCACUCCUAGCUUCACACAGCGCUGAGUGCUGACGCCUAGCUUCACACAGCGCUGAGUGCUCACUCCUAGCUUCACACAGCGCUGAGUGCUCACUCCUAGCUUCACACAGCGCUGAGUGCUCCCACCUAGCUUCACACAGCGCUGAGUGCUCACACCUAGCUUCACACAAUGCUGAGUGCUCACACCUAGCUUCACACAGUGCUGAGUGCUCACUCCUAGCUUCACACAGCGCUGAGUUCUAACACUAAUCCUCACUAAGUGGAAAUCCUUCACACUUAGCAUCACAUCACACCCUGAGGACCUUAAAGUGGAGGAAACCAGUAUAGAUCCCUAACAUUGGGAACGUUUGGCAGAUUAUCCUCUUAUGAAAUGGCCUUGCACAGUAGGUCACCACUGCAAACAUUCACUGAAUUGAAGAGCUUAGAUAAAUUGUGAUUUCAGUCUCUCCUACUAGUACACAAGGGAUUCGUUUAGAAGAAAAGGCUCUGAUGAAAUAUGUAAAUAAAUAGCAAUUAAUACAGUCAGUUAAAUUAUCUCGGAAGACUCGGGGGAAUGGUGUGUACCUGCCUCCACCAGCCAGCUGAGGCGUAUGUCCUUAUAUGGAAAAUACAGGCGAUACAGCAAGUGAGGAAAGUACAGGACAAAGGUUGGUCUCUCUGUCAGGAGAGACUCUGUACAGGUACAGGUGCACUCUGCAGGUCUGCUCUCCUCUCCUGACAGCUGGCCACACCUGACGCACAGGUAAGGUCUCUCCAUUCAACUCUCCCCUUCUCACCUGUGCAGGUGUACCUGGCUUUUAUAAACAGCAGAUAUUCUGGGCAACACAUAACCAUAUCAGUUUUAGAUAAACUCUGGUCUUUGCACAUGAAAUCUGCCUCAUUCCAUGUAUAUCCCUAUCCCCACUGUUCCAUCCAUUAGUAGUUGUACCAUUGCCAUGUUUUUCACUUGCUUAUCCCUAAAAUCCCUGUGCUAGCAUCGCCCGCAGAUCUCCUAGCUUCACACAAUGCUGAGUCCUCGCACCUAGCUUGUGUAAAGAGUUGUGGGAUAUAUUGACAAUAUGUAAAUGUUUUCUUGAAUGAUGUUUAACGUUUAAUUGGAACAUGUAUAAAUUAGAAACUUUCAAUAUGGCCACCUGCAAAUCAUGACUCAACACAGCCUACUUCUUCUGCACUGGCAUAGUCCCUCUCCUCUGUCUGCACCAACAUGCCUCUCCACAUCCUCUGUCUGCACCAACACAGCCUCUCUUCAUCCUCUGUCUGCAGCGACACGGACCGUCUCACUAUUCUCUGUCUGCACCAACACAGCCUCUCACCAUCCUCUUUCUGCACUGACACGGUCCCUCUCACCAUCCUCUGUCUGCACCGACACAGUCCUUCUCCCCAUCCUCUGUCUGCACUGACACAGAUUCUCUCACCAUCCUCUGUCUGCACCGACAUGGUCCUUCUCCCCAUCCUCUGUCUGCACUGACACAGACUCUCUCACCAUUCUCUGUCUGCACCGACACGGUCCCUUUCAUCAACCUCUGUCUGCACUGACACAAUCACUCUCACCAUCCACUCUAUGCACCGACACAGUCCCUCUCACCAACCUCCGUCUGCACCGACACAGUCCCUCUCACCAACCUCUGUCUGCACUGACACACUCUCCAUCCGCUGUCUGCACUGACACAGACACUCUCUCCAUCCUCUGUCUGCACCGACACGGACCCUCUUACCAACCUCUGUCUGCACCGACACGGUCCCUCUCACCAUCCUCUGUCUGCACCGACACAGUCCCUCUCACCAUCCUCUGUCUGCCACGACACGGAUCCUCUUACCAACCUCUGUCUGCACCAACACGGACCCUCUUACCAUCCUCUGUCUGCACCGACACGGUCCCUCUUACCAUCCUCUGUCUGCACCAACACGGACCCUCUUACCAUCCUCUGUCUGCACCGACACGGUCCCUCUUACCAACCUCUGUCUGCACUGACACAGACACUCUCUCCGUCCUCUGUUUGCACCGACAUUAACCCAUUGAGGAGACGAAGCUUAGUUCCAUUAAUUUGUUAUUGUUGUACAAUUCACUGCUUGUGCCAUUAAAUAAUUCAGACAGAUGGGCAGGAGAGCCCUGUCACCCUCCAGUGACAAGGAACACUGAUUCAUGCUUAAAGCUAAGCAUUAUGAUAAAUGCAGUCAAGGCAGAUAGUUUGUCUUUAGUCGUCUGUCCCUGUGGAUUAAUCAGUUGCACCCGAGAGUGCUUUCUUUCUCUUACAUAUUCUGUUCAUGUGCUGCUUACACACCUACUUUAGAGUCAUACAGAAUGUAUUCUAGAGAUGUAUCUUCAAUGUGUAAACAGUAUCUAUGAAACAGUAGACAAUGUUUAAUGCACCAUUUUCAAUCUGGGCCGGUUAUAUGAUUUUAAGACCCAUUUAAUGCUUAUAGAUAUGGUGAUGUCACCACACUCAGCUAAUCUGAGCUAAGGAGCAGAUCCCCCAUUUCUCCAGAGCUCCACUCCAGUAGGGAACCACACUCCCUUAAUACCCAUAGAACAAGGAUGGGGCAAGCUCACAGACGUAGACAGCAAGGGGACUUUAUUUGUGCACACAGUCACCACAAAUACAAUGUUUGGCCCCUUUGGGUUUAGUCUUCUAAGGCUUUUACAGCUAAAGGUACAAUUAAUAUUUAUGAGGACAAAUGGUGGGAUUGUAAAUAUUGUGGCCAAAAAGUUCUUCUACUGAUAUGAGGAUUCCCGUAGAUUACCAGAACAUAAAAAUGGACCUUAAUUGGCUCCCGCUGGCACCCCCUCCUGGUAACACAUUGAUUUAGAAAACAUUUUGGGGUUCUUGUCUCCUUUUGUUUAAUUUAAUAAUCUCCAUUCUCCACUAGUAACUAUGUUGCAAAAUUCUUGCUUUUACCAAUAAUCAGAAACAAUGUUUUAACAAGUUGCGGCCAAGUUGUUCAACCUUUUCCUUUUUGUUUUGACCGUCCAAGCUAUAUGCCCAACGUCGAGACCUACAGUCCAGGGCUGAUUAGAAUGCCUGUACAUGUGCUUAUUGAAGCCUUUGAUGUCCUGCUUCGUAGAGGACACAUCUGCAAUGCGCUGGGCGUAGCCAUGAGUGCGAACUCUCAAGUCUCCGCCAUAGCCUUGGUUUUUAUAUUCCUGAGCUCGGUAUGAGUUGUGUGAUCACAAAAUGUAAAAAUGUGGCCUUCGUGGCCCAUAUGGCGGUUGGUUAUUGCGCAUUACCCAAGGGUGUUAAAUGGGGUGGGAUAAAGGGUAUAAAGCAAUAGGGAAACAUUUUUGGGGGUGUGGGGGAGAGGGAGUGGGGAGGGGGGAGGUAGAAUGGCUGCCAGUAAGUAUGUUGUGAUCUGUGGUUCACAGCAAUGGAUUAACAAGCUAUAUAAAUUUAUGCAUUUACAGUACUCGGAGCAAAGGUCAUCAUAUAUCAUAAUGUGGUUAAUCAGUAUAUACACAGCCAAGAUCAUUAACAUUUAUCAGGCUCAGAGUAACUCUGUAAUCAGGAAACAUCCAGACACAUACAAUGCAUAGAUACACAUUCUAAAUAAUAACUCACAAUAAUUUAAAACAAACCCGCAUACAAUACAGUUCUGUUAUUACAGGGAGAUUACACUAAGAAAAUCAAUAAUGCAAUAUUUAGUAAAUUAAACUUUAUCUACAUCAGUCAUGCUGCAGUAUAGAAUUCCAUAAAUCGAUCUUUUUCUGUUUUUAUUUGCUGUACUGGUGGAGACUAACUGAGGGUAUUCUCUCCAGCAUUUUCGCCUUGAUAAAUUUGCCCCCAGUAGUUGCAUCAAAAUUUGUUUAUGCAGCAAAACAUAGAACGUAUGUUAUGGGCAUUUGGUGUAGCUGUGCAUAAAUCCUUCUGUCUCCUGAUUCCUGCACCUGUCAGCCACUCAGCUAUAUUAUAAAGAUAUUAACCUUUAUAGGCUGCAGUGUUUGCUCAGCAACAGGACCGCUUUAGCUAGUUGCUGAAGUGGUUGCAUGCCAGAUGAUGUAGUCCAGUGAUGGCUAUCCUUGACACCAUAAAUUGUUUCUGGACUAUAUUUCACAUGAUGCUCAGCUAGCUUUUAGACUCUAAAGGGUAGGGUCGCAUUCAGUCACAACAAUUCAACACAGGGUGCUACUGAGCAUGGGUCAGCAAAAAAAACCCAAGGAAUAUGUACAAAUAGAAAAAUCCCAGGCACUCACUGCGAUUGUUUCCAGGCAGAUUUAUUUAUCAAACUUAAAUUUUUCUAUUUCGAAAACCUUGCUGAGCAUCAUGGGAAAUGUAGUCCAGAAACAAUUUGUGGAAUCAAGGUUAGCCAUCACUGAUGUAGUCCAUUCUCUAUGCUGCCAUCUGCUGGCAGUAACCUGAAAAGUAUUUUUAAUAUUGCCAUUUUGCACCCCCCUCCCCCCCCUUACAGAUCUCAGAUGUGAGUAACAAUUUGUGGUUUGCACCUCUCUAGCUCUAAACCUGUGUUGUUAAAGAAGCACUUGUUUUUUUUUUCUAUAAUUUUGUUUAUUAAGUGCAGUGUAAAAUGAAAUGUAUUAUUUGUGGCUUUUGGCUGUCCAACUCCUCAAAAUGCCAGUGUCAAGGUCUUUAUAUAACUAAUAUGAUGUUAUUACUAUUAUUAAAUCUCAGUUUUAUUCAAAAUGCAGCUUUGGUUUUGUUUAAACUGUCUGAGGUGUGAAAGAAAUUCAGAAAGUCAUUUGUUGAACGCUGCAUUUAAAAAAGUGAAUAUAUUUAAUUGUAUCAAUAUUUCCAAAUAACAAUAAUAAUACUAAUACUAAUAAUAAUAAUAAAGUAUUUAACUAGGAAAGGUACUGUCAGAUUACUCAAGCACGUCAAUCAUUAUUCCACAUUUUCAAAUUAAGACGGUUUUGAUGAAACUGGUGGAAUUUAAAUGACUUGACGUUCUGACCCUGUAGGAGUCUUUGUCAAAUAAUUUUCAGAAUCUGACAGUUCAUUGCUCUAUAAACUGUUCCACAAUUAACUAAGAUUAUAUGAAAUAAUCAAGCCAAUUUAUAGGAAGGUCGCUUUAGAAUUAGAAUCUAGAAGUGUUUCUUGGGGAGCGGUAAAAAGAUGCUAUGACAAGCCAACUCUUACGGCCUUCAACCAAUAAAAUCCUCAUUCAGCCAUUCAUUUAAAAAAAUGUUUAGAAAACAAAAAUGGAAAAAAAAGAAAUUAUGAUUUAACAUAAAUGAUUUUUUUCUUUAAUGAUUAACCAUUUUUAUUACAUUUUGUGUUUGACCGUGAAUUUAGAGAAUUUGGCUGCCCGGGGUAAUUUGUAUUGUAUUAUAAGAGAUUUCUCAGAUCCGUGCUAAAUAAUUCUGCCAACCUUAUAAAGGACCUUUAAACAACAGUUUAUUUCAGAUGUUCUUUGCUUUUGAGGUUUCUGAAGAAAUUUGAUAAAUGUUUAAAGAUCCAUAUAAUUUCUUGCCACGUGGAAUUUGCACGUAUUGUCCAAUAUAAAGCAGACAAGGGGUUGUGCCCACUCAUAAUGCACAGUGAUUCCUACUCCAAUAAGAAACACCAGGGAUUCACAUUUUGAUUUGAUUUCCUUUGAGAACAGAAUUGGGAAAUGACCAGAUCCCGGGUAUGGGGUUGGCAAGCUCUGGCACAAUGUAUCCGAGAGUUGACUGGCUGCAUGAAAUACACAAUAAAUAUUAACCUUGGUUUUUUAUAUUAAUAUCUAUUUUUGUUAUGUGUUUUGCGUGUGCAGCUGUAAGUAAUAUCUAUCCAGUGUAGGUCAAGACAUGAAUUAAAGUCUGACUCCCAGCAGCCUGCUGUAGGGACUAUGAUACCGGAGUACCCUAACCAAUUCCCAAGUAUUGUGUAAACUGUUUAGCAAUGAUUUGUCCUUUUAUCUGGGUCUCACCCGGGCUACGAGGCUCCGGUCCCCUCGGUGGCUUCUGCAGUGGCUUCUGGAAGUCAGUCCAGUUGCUAUUUGUUGGCUGAGAGCAUCAGCUGACCGCUUUCAGACAAUGUAUGAUACACUGUGCAUGGAGAUUUUUACAAAAUUGACAUUAGCCUGCCCUAAUAACACUACUGAAGCAUGAGAAGUGUUAAAUUCAGUAUAAACAGCAUUUGAAAGUCAUCAAUCAAAUUACACAAAUGUGAUCGUUAAUUGAAAUUAUAACUAGGAAGAGAAGCCCACAAUGAUAACUAGUACCUACUUAUAUUUUACAAAACAUUGUAUACAGGACACGUUACAAAAAAAACCUAAACAGAAUAAAGAGACGUACAUUUUAUUAUACGAAAUAAAACGGGAAAAACAAUAAGAGUUCAACCGAUACACGAUGCAGUGCUUUCAUAUUUAUUUAUUUUUUAACCAAGUUAUUAAAUAUAAUAUGGACACACUUUUCACAAUUCUCUUACAACAUUUGCAUACUUUAGGGGGCCACGCAAUGUAGAAAACAUGCUAAUCAUCUGAUGCUCUCAAACCUUCUAUGCAGCACAAAACAUGUGAGUAAAUGAAUGCUUCUAUUUUCACAGAUGGGGAACAAUAGUGCCCCUCUCCACAGUAAAGGACUGUUUUUCUAUAUACCGAACGUUCUAACAAAAUCUAAAUUUCCCCAAGAGAAAUAAUUGCUUUCGUUAAGUGGAUUGUUUACAAAUUCCUAGAAUUGUUUCUUUUGGGCUUUUUGAAUAAACACUGAAAGGCCGCCAAUUCUUUCGUAAGUGUUUCUAAGCUUUAGUUCUGAGGCUUAUUCAAUAAAAGUGAGUCACAUCAUGAAUAGAUAACAGCAACAUUUAUUAUCAAAUUAGCAGCGAUUAUUUCCAUUUCAAUGAUUUUGGCCCAUAUUUUGCACGUGUUUAUCUUCCAAUUACUGUCAAGUGAACAGACCACUGACUUGCGAAAAACAUUUUUUACUUAUUAGAAAAUCUGCUCAUUCAUUUCAUGGAAGAAAAAAUAAUGACUUGCUAUUCAAUAUAACAGGCUGACUAUCUAGAUUGUAUCAACUUCAGAAACCUUUUCUGAUUGGCUCUUAAAGUUGGACAAUUCCAAUCAGAUGUUCCUAAUGUUUCUACUGUAUCUUGAAAAAAACAAAUUAGCCAGCAGUGGGCAAAGAAUCCUGCAUUAUUAAACACAAAUCAGUAAAGUAAAAAAAACAACAACUAAAUAUUGGGGUCCCUAAGAGGUCGGCUAAAUCUUCAUGCAUGGAAGAUUGGGGGAGUUGAAAACAUGACCCCUGUCACCCUCUCAACAAGUGUGGACCAGUUGCAUUCGUCCUUCCAUUCCCACUUCAUAUGAGUUGGGUUAUGUGUUACUUGUAACUAGCAGGGGCUGUCUGGACCCCCCUAUUCCUUUCACUGCUGUAUGUAUAAUAGCUACAAGACUUGGGCAAAAUAAUUUGGUUCAUUCGAAUUGAUUUUAAAGUGAGAAGAAGCAAUUAAUAGAGGGAAGAAAAGGAGCGGCAUAAAAAUAUGAUAUUUAUAUAUUAUAUACUUAUUACACAUAUAGAAAUUUUGUCUAUCUAUUUGUCUCUCUAUCGGUCGCCUCUCUCUUGAUCUAUGAAUAAAAUUAACAUUUAUUGCCUGUCUGUAUCCAAUCAAUCAUUUAUUUUUUUAACUCCACGGACAAAACUCAUAAUCACAACGCAAUUGGUUCAUUCAUCCACGUUUCAUUUGUUUCAAGAUCUGUUCAUAUGGCGAUUCGGAGUUACAGAAUUUGGACGAUUCGUCAAUCAUCCAAAAUUCAGACAAACUGCGAUAUGUUUAAUAGAAUGCACUAGUUCAAUAACAAAAACUGGUGUAUAUUAUAAAAUAUGUACAGGGGGCUUUUAAUGUUGGACACUCUGUUUUAUGAUCAAACUUAUGAUAAUACGGUCUUGGUCUCAAUACUAUGAUCAAUUAAUGUCACAGCUCUCCUCUAUCAAAUAAGAUUCCAGAUCCUGAGGGCUUCUCACCCUAAACACGAUCUCCCUGUCCCCCAUUAGACUGCCAAGGGUGCCAUUCCUGCACUAUUAGUGUUAACUGCUCUCCUGCCACCUCCCAAAUUAUUAGAAUGUCAGGGUAAUGGUCAGUCCUUGUGAUAUAAACGUCCCAAUAAUACAAAGUUCCUAUGCCCCAUACUUUUAUAUGUAUUUGGGGUUAAGUGAUGUCUUCCAUAAAUAUCUAUAUAAAAAUAAAAUUCAGUUAAUUUAACCAAUCCAGCAUUGCCUUAAUAUAGUGUCUAUUGAGCUGCAUUAACACACAAUGUGUUAAUUAAAUGAACUACUUCAAAUCAGGAUCUCAUUCUGGAUUAAUUUUAUACUGCUGAAUAAAUAAUGUAUGAACCUAUAUUAUCAAAACAUUAAAAUAAAAAUAAACUAAACUCAAGACAGGUUAACAAUAUUAAACCAAUACUGCAGAAAUCAUUAAUAAUAAUAAAAAAAAAUGAACAUUGAGGUUGGAAGGGAUCCAUGUUUUUUCAGUUGCAUUAUAAUUUUACCUUAAAAUAAUAAUAAGUUCCUGCGUUUUCUGUAUAUCCCCAGGCUUUGCAGCAUCUGCAUGGAGCUCUCCACAAAUCAGGAGUCGACUCCUCCAAUCAGGAGGUUUUCAUUCUGUUAAACUAAGUUUCAACCACUCCCAUUAUUCUAACCCAGCGUAGGUUUUUAAGCACAUGACAUAAAUUUUAUUAAUCACAUAAGAUUAAUCUGAUGCUGAAACGUGAUUGAAGCAGUUGAAACAUGCUGACAGCUUUGUUAAGAAAGCCAAACAGUGUGAUUGGCUGAUCUUCCAGACAUGCAUGCACGCAGUCGCAUUUCGCAGAGUUUGGCAUGGCAGGUAGCGACUUAAGUUUUGUGAAUUUAGCCAUAGUAGGAAAUACUGCUUUCUAUUCUGAUAUCAGCUAAAUAGUUAUAUAGUUAUAAGCAUUUACCUGCAUGGAAACAAGGUCAGAAGAUCUCACAUCCACAACCCACACAAAGAGACACAAGUUGUUAUGGUGCUUGGAAGUCUCUCUUAUAACAAUAUGUUUAUUUUAUAUCCAUAUAAAUAAUAAAAAGUCCUCUCAGGAGAAAAUAAAUACUUUAAAUUAAAAUAACUCAAUUUUCCACUAUGAAACAAUUUGUUAGUGCGAGUGAUAUUUCCUUAAUAUUCUGGUGAUACCAAAACACAUAUUUUAUUGCAAGGUCAUAUUUUGCUACAGUCUACCAAAUCAGACACAGGGGGCAUGACCUCACGGCAAAUGGGGCCAAUAUGCUGGGUAACCAGACGUAAUGGCGGGAUGGCUGGAAUGGUGAAGAGGUAAUUUUCCAAGCUGGAUUUUGUGUGGUCUCUCAAACCCACAUGGUCAAGGUCAAGAUCUGACCUUAAUGAUUCAGUUUUAUUCUACACUCAGUGUUUGUGUUAUCUGAAGAAUGUCAUGUUAUCAAUCAUUGAUACAAGUUGCUCUUUGACCUGGUUAAUGUCGGGGUGUGACAUGUUAUGUAAUGACUGCUAAUUAUGUGAUUUUUUUGAUCCUGUUCCAUCUGAAACAGCCUGAGUCUUUUAUAGACAGCAAUUUUUGGGGACAGAAGAACCAGUACGUGGCUGGCUGCGGCUAUGUUGGUCAAACACAAAUAACACAUUUACCUCUCUCUUUCCUUUCUAAGUUUCUGGGGAACAAUAAUCUUUUGGAUUUGCCAAUAUGCCUGAACUCACAGAAAAAGUCACAAAAUCUCUGAAUAAGACCACCCCAGGACUGCAAAUAUGGAGGAUCGAGGUACAUAAUGUGUAUGUCUUGUGUGUUAGCUGUAUGGCGCAUGGAAGAAUCACUUGCUAACACUUGCUUUACACUCUGUAAAAUGUGUAGAAUGCGUCGUAAACAUUUCCGGACUAUCUGUUUUCAGAGUAUGGAUAUGGUUCCUGUACCAGAGAAAACCUUUGGGAAUUUUUUCGAUGGAGAUUGUUAUGUUCUCCUGAAGGUAUGUUCAUUCUGUCUGUUUAUCUGCUCUGUCUAUCGAUCUAUCUAGUCUGUCUAUGUAUAUCUACUUUGUGCCACAUUCAAUACUAUAAAUUUCUUCCUUCUUUUUUUUUGUUUUUUUUCCUUUCGACUCUAUAACCAGUAAGUAGACAGACAAUGUACCACUGACUCUAUUUCCAAUUGGUUUACAGACCCAUAAAACUGGGAAUAAUUUCACCUAUGAUAUCCAUUUCUGGGUUGGGAACAAUUCCUCAAUGGACGAGCAAGGAGCGGCCGCCAUUUAUACCAUCCAAAUGGAUGACCACCUUGGGGGUGUGGCCGUCCAACAUCGAGAAGCUCAGGGCCACGAGAGUGACACUUUCAAAGGCUACUUCAAACAGGGUAUUGUGUAUGUAUCAUAUAUGGAGUGUGUUGGCUAUCGCUGUGACUGGAAUGACAUUCGAUAGAUCUAACUCUACAUUUCACCCUACAAAACCAUGAAAAAGUAAAGUCGACAAUAAAGCGAAGCGAAGACGAAACCAAAAAAAUUUCAAUUUUCUAUUAUGAAUUUUUUUUACACUUGAACAGAUACCUGUGUUAGCUCUUAAAUAAAUAAUUAGAAAAAAAAAAUACAAAACAAACAAAACACUGCAAUAAGACAUGGCGUGUUAGAAAGGACACGUGGUGUGCAGCAGUUUCAGAUUAUGUCAUUGUUCCUGGUUUUUGUUUGUUUUGCUUGCAAAUCGAUUAUUAUGAAUCUAUUUUAGUCUAUUUUAUUCUAUAUAUCAUUAUUAGUCUAUUUCAGUCUGUAUAUUAUUAUUAUUAGUCUAUUUUAGUCUGUAUAUUAUUAUUAUUAAUAGUAGUAGUAUUAUUAUUAGUAUUAUUUUUAUUAGUCUAUAUAUUAUUAUUAGUCUAUAUAUUUUUAUUAUUAUUAGUCUAUUUUUUUUUUUUAUAAAUAUCGUUUUAUUGAAAUGUUUGCAUGGUGAACAAUUCGCAGUUAGAUUAUGAGCAGUGCGAAACACGCAGGUUUCAAUCGUUUAGAGUCUCGUUUGAGAUCUUGAGAUGUGCAGAUCUCUGAGGAUGCAACAGUAGUUGAGACUCGCAGGUCUCCGGGCACAAUAAGUUUUUAUUUACGAAAUUCACAUAGCAUGUUGUAGAUUAAUUAAUUACAGUCUGUCAGGUACGUUAGCUAUGGUCAUGUGGUUUGAAAUCGCUCGUUCUGCGUUAUGAUAUUAUUUGUGAUUAUAGGUCCUAUCGUUCGCUUAUUCAUGCUGGUUGUAAGUGUCUCUCAGUCUUUAAUGUCGUUCGUCUGUAAUAGGUCUAGAUUGUGAGUAAUGGGAGGGGUGGGGUGGGGGGUCGGUAAGCAUGUUGUGUCUUUCAGCUACCCUCUUCCCGCCUGUAUCUUCUAUGGCCCCUUCUCAAGAUGCCGAUUGGCAUGUGUUUGGGGCUGCGGGGGGGUGUCCUUGUGCUUAUGUGUGUUCCAGUCUAGGGUUUGAUCCCUAGGGUCAGUGUGUCUGUUAGUUCGUUCUAUGAGUUCCCCUUUCAGUCUCCUCCAUCAUCUAUAUGCAUUAAUGUUGUAAUGUUGCAGUGUCGCUGAGGUGGUUAAAGUGUGUUAUCUCCUUCCAGCGUGGUUCCUUCAACCCCUGGUUCUUGUUUAGUCUGCCCUCUGGCAGUGCAGAUUUCAUUUGUUACUAGUGUGAUUCUGCCACUCAGGGGGUCCUAGAGAGAUUCCCCGGGUACUGGUCUCAUCCGCAGGGGCUCUGAGGCAAGGUGGGGGUGUGGGAGGGCCGGAAGGGGGUGUUUUACUUGGUAUUAGUCUAUUUUUAAACAAAAUAGAGAUUGUCAGUUUCCAGUUUAGGAUUACUGAGUAAUAUUCAUAAACAUGGGCUUGUUUUAUAUAUUCAUUGUUAAUGAAAUUGUGUUUGUGGUAUUUAUCCUAAGGUGGAAUGCGGUACAUCAAGCAUGUCAAACUCAAAGUCUAGCCUGGACCACAUAAACAAAGUUUAAGUUUAUGUGGGCCGCACACACACAAAAAUCCGUACAUUUUCAUAGAACAACAUUGUUGUUUCAUGACUGCUGACUCCCAACAUCCCAUUGCGACCUCAACCCCCCUGUACAUAACCCAGCCCCCUGCACAAGACCCCUAAUCCCCCUGUACAUAACCUCUGCCCCCCUGCACAAGACCCCAACCCCCCUGCACAUAACCCUGCCCCCCUACCCAAGACCCCCAGCCCCCUGUACAUAACCCCAACCCCCCAUAAACCCUGUACAAGACCCCAACCCCCUGCACAUAACCUCUGCCCCUGCACAAGACCUCCAACCCCUGUACAUAACCCCACCCUGCACAACACCCCAACCCCUGCACAUAACCUCUGCCCCCUGCACAAGACCCCCAAUCCCCUAAAACCAACCCCCUGUACAUAACCUCUCCCCUGCACAAGACCCCAACCCCCUGUACAUAACCCUGCCCCCCUGCCCAAGACCCCAACUCCCUGUACAUAACCCCAGCCCCCUGUACAUAACCCCAUUACCUCUGUACAAGACCCCAUUCCCUGUUAAAAAAAAAAACAACAACAAAAAAAACAUCAACAAUAUUAGCAUUAAGACAUAUAUACUAACCUUGUGUAUCUGGUGUCCUGCGUCUGUAACCCCAGUGGUGCCGUCCGCAGCAUGUGACAGCCAAAACUCCUUGAAGGCGGAGCCUGUACACAUCACAUCAGGACGUGCCAUUGCGCACCUCUGUGCGCCUCUGCCUGCCUCCAUUCUUGCAUGGACCACCUCCGCCCGCCUACAUUUCCUCGUGGACCGCCCACCCCUGCCUGCUUUAUUUCCUCACUGCUGCCCGCGGGCCGUGAGUUUGACACCCAUGCGGUACAUGGUAUUUUUGACACUGAUUGGAGAUGGUAAAACAAGAUUUGUGUUGUUUAUAACCUGUUACUUUGUUUCCUUAAUCUUUAGUUAUAAGAGUGGCGGAGUUGCUUCUGGAAUGAAACAAGUGGAAACCAAUACAUAUAACAUCAAGCGUCUCCUACACGUCAAGGGAAAUAAGAAUGUUUUGGCCGGAGAGGUGAGCCUAAUCCUUCCCGAAUUGUUCUGUUGUGAGAGAUCCUUCCCUAUUUCUUCACAGAAUCAUUCUAUCAAUUUAACAUACAAAAAUUUUUUUCAAAGUUUGGUUUUGUGAAUGUUUAUUAUGUUCAUUUAAAUGUUUGAACAUAUUCGUUAACUCUGCUAAAAUAAUGAAUGUAAUGAAGUACUACGACAGAUAUAUAAGUAAUUUAAUGUUGGAAGAAAAUAUAACAUUAGAUCAGAUUUCUAUUUGAGUCAACAAACAGUUACCAUACAAAUGAAGUAUUACAUCUUAGAAUAUUUAGAUUUUUAAAUCCUAAAUGGCAAAGAAUUGAGCAAUGAGACUACAAAGGCAUGAUAUAUACUUCAUCAGAGGAAGUUAGGAUUACAAACCUGUAUUCCUAUCGCUAUAGUGAGCCACUAUCUAAAUAGAUUCCCCCCCAUCUCCCUAGUUUACCAUAAAAAUAUAUUUUAAAAACCUUUUACUUCCCUUUUUUUUUUAGUGCUGAGACUCUCCACCUUCCACAAAGAGUCACCGAGGAGGCAUCACUGCCUUCAUCUGUGUUCCAAUGCAAUGCUCCUGAUUGAGAAGCACUGGGGAUCUGACAUGCAUGAGCGGCAAGUGCUUCUCAUCCUGUGAGUUGCAAUGAAACUUGAACCAGUUUUACUCGGUUAAUGCAGAGGAAGACAGUCACUAGAGAUGAGUUUUACCCUGCAAUGUAGGAAUUCCAUUUUCUAAAAAAUUGCAUUUUAAAAAAAUUUUUAGGGCUAAAUUUUCAGGACCACGGCACCAAGACCACUUCAUUAAGAUGAAGCGGUCUGGGUGACUUGAGUGGUCCUUUGAGCUAAAGUUGUUUUGGUGGUUAGAGCCUCCCUUUCAGUGAUCAUGAACCUAUGGUACUGAUCUUACACCUCUUACCGUUCCUAUUAAUGUAGCCGCUCAGCCUACCAGUGAUCUAACACAUGUUGUAUUUACGGUUUUAGGUUGCAGUUGAAUGGAGUAGUUUUAAUCGAGGAGAUGUUUUUCUCCUGGACCUGGGGAAAGCGAUAGUUCAGUGGAAUGGACCAGAAAGCAACAAAAUGGAAAGACUGAGGGUGAGUCGAAGCUUUUAUUUGUGGAUUGCAAGCGGGGCCGAAGGUUUCAUGGUAAAUGUAACCUUAAUGUGUGCUAACAUUCCAUAUUAAUAAUGAAAUGGAAAAAGUCGGAGCAGAUAUGGGCUUUGUAAAUCACAGGAUUCGGUUUGUGAUUGGGGCAGAUUGUGACCGGAGAUGCUCAAUAAUUAACACAUUGUAUAUACUAAACUAUUAAACAAACAGACAUUGGGGGAUUGAAUACAAAGUGUCCAAUCUGAGAUAAAUGUAUUUAAAUAUGUGUACAUAGUAAGAUAGAUGUAUAAAACCACUGGGUACAGAAUUAAACAGUUAUAGUUAUAUAAUUACAUAGAAUUAAAAAAUAAACUACAAAUAGUCCUUUCACCCUUUCCUCCUGUUAAUCCAAAAGAAAGUUAAAAUCCUAAACUGAAACGUUUUCGUUUGGCACUGUGAAGAGUUCAUUCCCGACUCCAAAGUGGCAGUCAGAUAUCUCAACGUACUAAUGCCCUGCAUUUUAGGGAUUAUAGCAAUGGAAGCUAUUUGCCAGAAAGGAUCAAUGUCUUUUUGUUUAUUUAUUUAUUUUUUUAGAAAGAUGUCUAUUGAAUCUGAUCAAACAACAUCUGUUGGCAAAUAAUUCCAAAGCUUUAUUGUUCAAACUAUUAGAAAGCCUUUUCCAUUUCGGUGGGCAAAAUCUUUUUUUCAACUCUCAGUGGAUGAUCUUUCUAUAAUUUUAUGGUCCUGUUAAUGAAAAUUGUCACAUUUCUCAUUUUAUCACCCUCUACGUCUCCUUUAUCACCUCUGUGAUGGACCACCUGGCACCCCGACUGGGUACCUCCGUCAAUCGCUGCUUCAUAGUAAUCCUUGAGUACCAUAAGCACUGCACCGGACACCAUAACCACCACAAACCGCCGCAGCUUGGUUGGGGUCUAGCUGUCCUCCACCCACCCUGGAACCAAGACCAGGAUCCAGCUUCCAGUGGGUAGACCUAUCCUAGUACAGAGAGCAAAGCAGUUUGCUGCCCUUACAGGAGCAAUUGUUGUACACCAAGGGAGUAAAGUAAUUAUAGCAAUCCCCAGAGUGAAUAUAGCUCUCCAAUCCCCCAAACAUGAGCCUAGACUUCAUGAAGGGUAAAGCUAAUCUCUUUAAUGGCAGCCACAACUGGCCUUAUAUGCAGGUCCCCAUGCAAGGGGCACUCCCCCCUGGACCUGAGAGUUGACUACAGUAAAAAACAUACACACAAUUACAUUGGCUCUCAGGUCCAGGACACUUCCAUACAAAAUAGGUCAAUCCCUCCCCUGUGCCUGGGAGAUAAUUGAGUCAGCACUAUAUUAAACCCAAUUAUCUCCAGGCACAGAAAACAUACAUUAAAAAAAAUGCCUUUAAACACACAAAAUCCCCACAAAAGUUACAUCCCCUGAUAGCUCCGAUCUGGGUGACCAAUCGGUUCAGGGGUUCAGGAAUUUCCUGGAAGUCAUAAUUUGACAGACCGCACGCAUGGUCCCAUGCCAAAACAGCUUCAGAGAAUCAAGGCUUGCGAUUGGUCUAGUUCGGUAGUUUAAGAAUGAACAAACUACCGAACACAGUCCAUAGCUUGUUUUCCUUGUUCGUGGGAACAUUUUCACCGAACAGUGUCUUCCUAAGUGCUAUAAAACCGAACCCAAGCAAUCAUGGAAGUCCAGAGAUUCGUGAGUUUCAGUGUCCGAAAAUAGUUCAAUGAACUCGACGACCAAACACCGCUGCCUGUUUUCAUGCGAACAAGAUGGGCGCCACCUCGUGGUCAUCCAUAGGAAAUGCAGCCACCCAGACGAACACUUAGAACACUGCGUUGGAAAUUGCUACAAAGUAGCAAUUAGGCUUAACAAGUCUCCGGUUCGUGCGGCUGUUCGGUUCCCGAACCAAAUAUAAAAUAUCACGAACCAAGUCUGGUCACAUAGUUAUUUAAAGUGCUCAUAGUCUUUUGGUGAGAGGCUGGCCAGCAGGCCCCUCCAAAAACACGUGACGAGGCUCAGUUUGUCAUACCCUCUUUAAAUUAAAUCUAUUUAACUAUGUUUCUAGACAGUAAAAUAAAAUAAUGUUCAGGGAUUUAAGUAAAACAGGUUACAACUAAGCUGUUAACUCUCUUGUAAUGUAAGUGUUUCUGCAGUUCUGUCACACUAGAUCAGGCCUUGUGACCAAAGAUUUGUUAAUUGUGUAGACAUUCCAGUCUUCGUUCUCAAACUCCACAAUGUCAAGUAGCUGCUGUUACAUAUGAAGCCUAUUAUUCUUUGUCUAUCCUCAACUAAGUAUUUACAUAUUAUCUAUCACAAAACAUACAGGUUUUUUUUACAAUAAAGUGUAAGAAAAUGGGAAAUUUUAUUUCACACACUUUAAUGGCCUUAGAAAAGUCAAAAAGAUAACUUUUGUGCUGUAAUGGACUAUUGUUACAAUAUGGCUGCAAUUCAUGAUCUAAAUAGGAUAGUACUUUUCUCUCUGCCUCACGUUUUAAUAGGUUACUAAGAUGUGUCUUUUUAUUCCCCGCAGGGUAUGAAUCUGGCCAAGGAUAUACGUGACCGUGAACGUGGUGGGCGUGCGCAGGUGUAUGUGGUAGAAGGAGACAACGAGGCAGCUACCCCACAGCUCAUGGAUCUUCUAAACAAAGUGCUGGGAGAGCGGAGGGGAGAAAUCAAGCAAUCCAUUGCAGAUGACGUGGUGGAUCAUGUUGCCAAAACCGCUAUUAAGCUCUAUCAGUAAGCAAAUACAAUACCUUGGAUCGAUCACCUAAAUAACACAUAAUACGUAUCUUCUUGUGAUAAAAAAUCAGUAAUGGGGACCAGUUGCAGCCCAAAUUUGUUGACCUAAGUUUCUUAGUAUCCUUUUUGAGGUUCCUAAGCACAUUACCAACAGAUUUAGAAAAGUUAUUUGAUAAUGAUUAUUUUGUCAUUACUUUUGUAAGCCCAUCCAAAAGUCAGCGUACAAUUUUGUGAAUAGACACCCUUAAUGUAAUUUACUGCAUGAUUAAAAAGUACCAGUAACACGCUUUCAGUAAAAUCUCCUGGUUGUUGAAGAUCUAUAAAGGGGUCUUUGUGCCACUGCCACAUACACACCCAUGUGUAGAAAUAUGGUGGACUGAUGGGGGAAGUCUCAAGGUCCCUUGUGCUGGCAAAACUCCUUUAAAACACCUUAAACCGCUCUUAAACAGACAGAUCUAUAUGUGCAAGACUGUGAUCGCAAUUUAUAUUUAAAUAAAAAAAGACCCGUUCCAACAUAGUAUGCCCUGAUUAUCUCCUGCAGCUCAUAGGAGCCAAGCUCUAGAUAUUAAAUUCUAGUAAUUAGUUGUUCCUCAUUAUUUUCUUCUUUCACACACUUUGUAGAGUUUCAGAUUCAAGUGGCAAUCUUAUGGUGCAAGAAGUGGCAACCCAACCCUUGACCCAGGAUUUAUUGAACCAAGAUGUAAGUAAAGGGGCAAUAACAAUACACGGGGCGGACUUGGAUUCUCAUAAUUACUAAUAGAAUAUCAGGGCAACGCAGCUACAUUUACAGGGUCAUAUCUUUUAGCUUUACCUUUCCUAUUGCUGACCCACAAGUAGCCCCAAUGGAUAACAGAUCUUUGCAUGGUGGCUCAUUUACUACCAUACCUGGAUUAUAAUGACUGUGGUACGCAUUCACCUGCCUGCAUUUAUGGGAUUGGAGUUACCUUUAAUUCUUCAAGUUCAAUUUCUUUAGAGUGUAAGCUCACAGAUUACCUCUUAUUGCACUUAGAAUAAAAGUGCUAAUGUGCUACAUUUAAAGGUUUAUAAAUAGAUAAUUAGACACACUUGUGCAAAAUAAAUGAAAAGAACUGUCUGUAAGCCCUACCUAUUGUUUAUCCACCUGUUGUACAGUGCAGGAAAAUAUACAACAUAUAAAGAGUCUGUUAGGUCUUCUGUGGAUGUUGGCCUCUCUAAAUCUAUUUUCUUAUUUCCAAUCUCCGCAGGACUGCUACAUCCUAGACCAGGCAGGCAUCAAGAUCUUUGUAUGGAAGGGAAAGAAUGCCUCAAAGGAAGAGAAGCAGCAAGCCAUGACCCGUGCCUUGGUAAAUUAGAAAUCUAUCUGUCUCUCUCUAAAGAUAAAAUCAUGGUGAAAGGAAUACUGAUUGACUGAUGUCUCAAAGUACUCUGUUACUUGAUGUUCUACAAUUUAUUCUGUAUACCGACAGGUUAUUUUGAGGAACUAAUUCUGUAACCUUCCUGUUUCACCAACAGAAUUUUAUCAGAGCCAAGAACUACCCUGCGUCCACCAACGUCGAGGUACAAAAUGAUGGAGCUGAGUCAGCUGUGUUCAAACAACUCUUUCAGAAAUGGACCACAAAGGAUCAGACUGCCGGACUGGGGAAGACUAGCACUGUUGGUAAAGUGGGUAAGUAAAAAAGAAAAAAAGAAGCAAUAUUUCUUAAAGGGAACUUAUGGAAAAAAAACUUAAACUUUUUGUAAAAGAGCUUAAAAUGCCAUCUAUACUUUGUGUUAGCAAUUUUGCUAGCAAAUGUAUAGAUUUUGAGAAAAAUCAUCUGUCUAUAAUAUUCUCAGCAGACACUGACUACCAAGGAAUUGAGGAACAGGGAGAGGAUAAGAGAUCUCUUCCCUCUGCUCUCCACCCAUUGCAACCAUAGAACGUUGGAAUCACUUAGCACUUUUAACACAGAAUAGCACCUGCCAUGAGAAAUCUCUUACAUUUUCAUCUUCUCAACAUUUCUGUAAAGGAUGAAGAAAUAAUUAAAUAAAAUAAUAAUAAUUUGGAAUACAUGUACAUAAUUUUACUUUUGUAGGUGUGGCCGACCAGCAACCCAAAAUAAAAUGUUCUAUCAAAAAAUUGAAGUAAAUGUUCAUAACGUUCCUUUUUUUUUAAAAGUAGAAUUUUUUUUUAUCCUACAUUUCGUUGUUGUCUUUAUCUCAUAUUUCAAAUAAAUGCUAUACUAUUUUAUUUAUUUAUUUUUAACAAAAGAAAAUGUGUUAUGAAAGUGUUCGGUACGCCUCAAUCUUUUUUUAUUGCUUCCGUUUAGCCAAAGUAGAACAAGUGAAGUUUGAUGCCAGCAGUAUGCACGCCCAGCCGCAGAUAGCUGCACAACAGAAAAUGGUGGACGAUGGAUCCGGUGAAGUAGAAGUGAGUCAAUAAUGAAUGUGUCCAUGCUAUUUGGGUCUUAUACAUUACAAUUCCCUGAUCCCAGAAGCCCAGAUACUAUUGAGAAAGCAACAAUAUUUUAUAAUCAGCAUUUUUAUGUUUUGUUGAGUUUCUGACCAAGUUUAUCUGAAGUGAUUCAGCCUCUGCUCUAAAUUCCAAACUCAUUAGAUAUUAAUUUCUUCAAAUCUUACGUGCCCUUUGCAUUGUAAAUAGACAUCAAAUGGAACUCACCAGCACUUCAUACACAUUCCACUGAGCUCGACACCUUUUGUUAGAACUUCCACUGAAUUCAGCAGAUCAGCUAAACGUUCCACUGAAAUCAGGAGCACUAGGUAGACUUUCUGUUGAGUCCAGAGGCUCUCUAGAAACUUUCUACUGAACUGGACAGGAAGGAUUCAUGCAAUUACAAAGUUAGACUGAUAGGAGAGCAUUUUUCCAUUAUAUAAAAGUAGCUAUUAAUCUUAAUUUUUAAUUUUGAUCCCAAUUAUCUACUGCAUUCAUGUUAACAUAAUAGAAAAGAAAAUAAAUAAUAAAGAUUUAAAAAGAACAAAUAAAACAUGGAUACUUACCCUAAAGCAAUAAACAGAUUAAUAAGAAAAAGCACAAACUUACAAAGAAAACUGCAAAGUUCUAAGGUGAAAAAAUAAAUACAAUGCAGUGUAAAAAUGUGUGUUCUGUUUGGUUACAAUAGAUUUAUUUUACAUAAAAACAAGCUUUUUUCCCCCCCAAUUCUGAUUGUUAUAUUAUUUAUUUUGUUUCUUUGUUUAGAAUAAUAACACUGCACUCUGAUUACACAACUCAUAGAUAAAUAAUUCCAUGCAAAUACACUUUUUGAAGGUUCCCCUGUUGUAAUUAAAUAGUGUCGCUGGCUUUUAGAAACUGGCCAGGGUUCAUUGAGCUAAUACGGAUUGAGAAUAUUUCUAGCUGUCAUUCCACGUGAUGUGCUUUGAUUUUCUCUGUUUACAGGUCUGGAGAAUAGAGAAUUUGGAGCUGGCUCCUGUAGAAAAGCAAUGGAUUGGACAUUUCUAUGGAGGAGACUGUUACCUGAUUCUUUACAAAUAUCUUGUCAAUAACAAGUAUCACUACAUUAUCUAUGUAUGGCAGGUAAGGACUCAAUGUGUUGGAUAACUUUAUAGACAUAUAACAAACAAAGUGAAUGAUAAAAGGGUAAAAUUACAGAUGUAAAAUGACAGAGGGAGGAGGGUGUUGAUAGUAUUUAGAAGCAGAUCAGAAAUAUUUGGCCUAGUACAGGUGGAGUUGUCUUGUAGCAGUGGUUUAAUGAAAAGGUCUCAAACGAAAUGACAUAGUGUGAUUGUUUAUAGCAGAUGGCUUGGGGGAAGAGGUUUAUAGCAUGUGGCUUAGAGGAGGAGUCCAAAAUGAACUGAAGUCGUGGUUAGUGGGAUGACGUAAUGCAGUUGAUGUAUGAGAGAUGCUCAGAAGACAUGGGUCAAUUGAGGUGGAAUUUGGCUUGUUACAGGAUACGGCUUAGUGUAGCUAGUUUAUUGGAAGUGGUUUAGCAGAAGAGACUUAGAACAUAUGGCUUAAAGGAGGUGGCAUAUGCAAGACAUCUUAGUGGGUUGUCCCUAAAAUAGAGAAAUUGGCUCAAUGGAGAUGGCAUGGCUGAGAUGGAAUAGUAAGAUUGGUGUCAGGGAGAAACUUAGGAGACAGGGAUUGGUUGGUUGAGAUGACUUAUAGCAGCUUUUUGAUCCAGGAAGGUAUAGUUGAGGUGGAAUUGGCUUACAGGUUCAUCUCUAUGAAGAUAUCUCCUGUGAUGACAACGUCUAGACUUGCUUUUUUUUUUUUUUUUUUAAACAGGGUCGGCAUGCAAGUCAGGAUGAGAUAGCUGCAUCAGCCUAUCAGGCAGUGGCACUGGAUCAACAAUAUGGUGGGGAACCAGUCCAGGUCCGAGUACAAAUGGGGAAGGAACCUUCACACCUGAUGGCCAUAUUCAGGGGCAAACUGGUGGUGUAUGAGGUGAGAUCUUUUACAAAGGUGAAAACAGAUGUUUUAAUGGAUUUUAAGGAAUCUGUUGUGUGAUUAAAGCAUUGAAGGUGCACCCUAAACACUAUAACCACAGCAGCUCAUUGUAAUGGUUAUUGUGCAACGGAAAAUGCAGCUUCCCACUUUUUUAUGUAAAACCAUUCUGAACCAUUUUGACAAAAACUGGGACCCUUUAUGGCACUUAUAGCCCAUCCCCUAUACAGCUGCAUAAAUGAUAUAUUCAUAUUAUCUGUAUGAAUACGUCCAACCUUUAUAGGCUGUGAGCGCCGGGCCAUAUUAACAGGAGUUUCUGGAACUUGUAGUUAUCAGCUUCCUUGUCUGGCAAGGAAGCGCCUCCACCAAGAAAAGGGGCAUGGCCAUUUGACAAAGGUGUGGUGCCAUGCAGAGUGACUGACGGCCUGACCUCUCAAGCAGACCAUGCACAUAACGCUGCUGGGGAUGGAAUAUCCAUUCUAUAUAAUUUGUAAUAGUUUUGCUUUAUUUAAGAGCUUUAUUUUUUUUAAGGAUCUUAUUUCUGGUAGCAACAUUGUUACUAUAUGACUCCAAAUACUUUCCUUCGCAUGGUAAGAACCAAUGAUUUUUAAAAUCAAUACAUAGGGCCAGUGCUAUAAAACUUUUUUUUUUUUACAAAACCAAAACCAAAAAUGCAUUCAGAUUCCUCAGCUGCUCUCCCCAGUACUGGUCUUUAUACAAACAGCCCACAAAAAAUGUGAACCAGUAGCAAAAACUAUGUAUUUUCAAUACUUCCAGCAUUGUGUAAAAGGGAAAGAUUGUACAACCCUGAAUUAGAUACUUUAUUGUAAAAUUAAGUUUAUAUUUCUAUCUCCUAGGGUGGCACCUCUCGUGCGGAUUCAACAGAGAUCCCUCCUGAAAUCAGAUUGUUCCAUGUAUAUGGAACUAAUGAAUACAACACCAAGGCAUUUGAGGUUCCAGUUCGUGCCUCUGCUCUCAAUUCUAAUGAUGUUUUUGUGCUGAAGACAAAAGGGACGUGCUACCUGUGGUGUGGAAAGGUAAGAUGCGGCAUCUGCCAAACGAUGGCCCUUGAAUAGACUUAAACAACAACGCAGAAUCAGCAAAUCUAACGUGUGAAUAUUUAAGUUCUCCAUGCAGCAAAACAAAAUAUGUUUAUUCAUUAAACACAGAAUUUUAAGUCCAAAAGUGGUGAUUUUGUGAAAAUGAUCCAACUCUGUAAUAGUUACAGCUUGGCUUUUCGCCAAUAUUUUGCAUUUCAGUUUUCAAAUUUACAGGAAUAAACAUCAUUGUUGUAUGGAAUCCAUCACAAACAGACCUGAUGCUUUUGUGUCCCGAAAGGCACGCAGUCUAAGGAGACAAUUUGCUUGUUGGGUUAAUGUAAUCAUAUUUACAGGGCAAUGUGUACACAAGAUGACUAUUCAUGGAAACGAACAAUUCCUAUUUCAAAUUCUUCAAUUAAUUUAAAGAUAUCUACAUUGCAACCCUUCACUUAUCAUUCAAUAGUGCAGUAAAACGAUAGCCUGUUGGAAGAUUACUAUCUAAAAAAAAAAAACCUCUACACAAUUUUUUAUAACUUCGCCAUCAAUAAGGCAGCUCAGAAACUAUAUUUAAUGACCAUUUUUACUUUCCCGCAGGGCUGCAAUGGAGAUGAGCGCGUUAUGGCUAAAUCUGUGGCUGAUAUUAUCUCCAAGGGAGAGAAGGUGGUAGUGGCUGAGGGGCAGGAGCCAGCCGAAUUCUGGCUUGCUCUUGGAGGGAAAUGUCAGUAUGCCACCAUCCUCAAUAAGUAAGUAUCGUUAAAACUUCUCUAUGCCACAAGACAUGUCAACACACUAACAUUUAGUAUCCUGAACUGCAGAAAAAUGCAGUGUAGAAAGGUACUAGGAUAUUAAGUGUUCAAAUUUCUCAUGGAAAAACAGGGAGGUUUUCAAUAUAAAUUAUGUUUAAAGGGACCAGGCACCAGAACAACUACAGCUUAAUGUAGUUGUUCUGGUGAGUAUAAUAGCUCUCUUCAGGCUUUUUUCAUGCAAACACUGUCUUUCCAGAGAAAAGGCAGUGUUUACAUUGCCUCUAGGGACACCUCCAAGUGGCCACUCCUUAGAUGGCCACUAGAGGGGCUUCCUGUGUCAGUGCUACCAAAAAAGCAACCCUGACGUUCUGCAUCCCUACGCUCUGCAUGGAGAUGCUGAAUUUUCCUCAUAGAGAUGCAUUGAUUCAAUGCAUCUAUAUGAGGACGUCCUGAUUGUCCAAAACAGUAUUUGGCCCCGUCCCAUGCUGAUUUUAGCCAAUCCAAUGCUUUCCCUAUGCGAAAGCAUAGAAUUGGCUAAAAAUUGGCCAUUUUGAUUUCACAAAGGAGUCGGGGUCAGUGCCGGUGAACCCGCGUGGCGGUGGAAAUAAGGUGAGUUUUAAACUUUUAUAGGGAGCCUAAGAGGGGGAGGGGGUAAGCCACCUAAAUACACACAAAUACAUGUUUGUGUUCCUGACCCUAUACUGUUUCUUUAAUAAGAAAAGGUGAGUCAAUCUGGGUUAGUAUACAGAUAUUUGUAUGUUCUUCAUUUAUGGGAUUAUACAAUAUGAAGGUGUUUUCAAUUCAGCUAUUCCCAGAAGUUCACUCAUUAAUGAAGAUUAACAAUAUUAAUACUAUGUAAUCAUCAACCUAUGUUCUAACCUGUCCCUCUUCUGCCUGCAGACAGCAAGAACAAGUUGUUGAAAUCGUCCCUCGUUUGUUUGAAUGUUCCAAUCAAACCGGAACAUUCCGAGCAACUGAAGUAACUGAAUUCACCCAAGACGACCUGGAAGAAGAUGAUAUCUUCUUACUGGAUACUUGGGAUCAGGUAAAAAGGAAGGAACAGGACAGGAGAAGUCUGGUUCUAGAACAGAAGUUAUAGCAAUUUAACAUACAUGACAUGUUCCACAGCUAUGUGCUACAAUGUAAUUUAACAUUAAUGAAUUCCUCUUCUGAAUUCCUUGUCUGAAUGGACAAAACUCUGUGAAAAUGACAGAAUUUAAACUAUAAAAGCCAAUUCUCACAUUUACUAAAGCCAAACUCAGUCGUAAUUUGGUAAAUCCGACUGAAUCUGCACCACACAACCAGAUACAUUUGGUGUCUGGUUUUUAAUCAGUGCCUUUUGCAUCUGAAUCCUGUUUGAAAAUAUAAGAUCUAGAAAAUGUACAAAGCAAUCAUUUUAGGCAAAGUUGUGACCAAAUACAUCUGGUAGGAUGCUCAUUCACAAAUUCUAAACCAGUUGCUUUUUGCUAGUGGGCAAAUAGUUUGGACAUUUAAAAUCUGGGUCGAGAAUGAAAGGAUAUUUUAGCCUUCUGGCAAAACUAUAGUAUUGUGCUGGCUGUUUGAAUUGAUAAUCUGUUUAAGGCAGUGAAGCCACUUGUCAUCACAACUCAUUUCUUUCUGAAGGUAUUCUUCUGGGUUGGGAAAGAUGCUAACGAUACGGAAAAGAGUGAAGCAGCAAUCACGGCACAAGAGUAUCUGAAGACGCACCCUGGUAGUCGUGACAUUAACACACCCAUCAUUGUAGUGAAGCAAGGUUUUGAGCCUCCAACAUUCACAGGCUGGUUCCUUGCUUGGGAUCCCUUUAAGUGGGAGGUAAGGUAUCCAACAGUAACUUUUCAUGAUAUUCAGUAAGCACAAGCUGUUAUUACUGCUGAUAUAACUAUUCACUCACUCACUCACAAUGAACUGCAGUCUGUAUGUACAUCAAUAUCUCCUUUAUUUAACUUUGUGUUAAAUAUCUCUUACGUGAGUCUACACAACAGCUAACACUAAAAUACUGACCACCCAAAAUUCUCUCUUUCAGAACAGCAAAUCGUAUGAAACUCUAAAGGCGGAACUGGGAGACAUCAAUAACAUUGAAGGAAUCACUUUCGUAAGCAUCCUAUUCCACUGACAAAAAUAGACAUUUUCCCAAAAUGUAGAAAAACAUACAAUAGAUAUUAGGGUCUCAACAAAUCUCUAAAAAUAAAGCAACAACAAAAAAUAGAUAAUGAAAUAAUAUUUAAUUUUCCUAUUUAAAUGAAUUAUUCAAUAGGUUCAUUAGCAGACUAUAAAUAAAUUCAUAACCAAUAAAAAAUUGGAAUGUGUUCAUAUCAACUUUCAAAAUAUAAAAAAGAGAAGGUUUAGUCAUUUCUAUUUUUCUAGAACCCUAAAAGUAGAAAACGGUUUCUGGUUUUGCUUUAGCAAAGUCAAUUCACAACGAGCUAAAGUGAUGUAUAAGCUUUUUUUCUUCUUCUUCAAACUACAUGAUGCUCUUUAGGCUGGCUUGGUUUCAGUUUUCUGCCGUUUGCAUCAGUUCUACCAAAAGAGUUGAAAGAAGGUGUAUAGGCAGUAGACAUGUGCAAUUAGUUUCGGGCCGAAUAUGAAUUUGGAAGAAUUUCGGGCAAUUCGGACACUUCCGAAUGUCCGAAUUACCGAGGUCCCGAAGUUCAGAAAUUAUUGAAUUUUCGAAGUACAGUAUUGCCUAAGUACUAAUAUACUUACCCAGUGGAAGAAGAAGAAUGUUACACUGCAUACAAUUUUAAAUAAAAAGUAUACAAACAUAGCCAGGAUUCUGCUGUAAGCAUUUGCAACACUUACAACAAUCAAGUAACAUACAUUCAUAUAAAAUGUAAAUUACUUGGCCAGUCAAUGUAAUGAACGGAAUGAAUAAGUAGAUAACUCCAUAAUUCCCACGGUAUUAGGGAGCUAUCUACUAAAAGGCUGAAAGACCUAAAUGCCCCCCCUCACUCCCCGAAUGGUGGGUGGGGGCCCUAAAGUAAAAUAAGGGGGGACCUAUUGUCCUCCCCCCCGGCCCCCACCCAUGAGCAGCAGGUGGGGGCCCUAAAUCAAAAUAAGGUGGGGACCCAAUGUCCUCUCCCCUGAGCGGGGGCCCUAAAUACCAAUUGGGGGGGACCUAAUGUCCUCCCCCCUGGCCCCCACCUCUGAGCGGUGAGUGGGGUCCCUAAAUUAGAAUGAGGGGGGCCUAAUGUCCUGCCCCCCACCCCUGAGCGGUGGGUGGGGACCCUAAAUUAGAAUGAGGGGGGGGAGGACCUAAUGUCCUCCCCCCUGAGCGGUGGGUGAGGGCCCUAAAUACUAAUUAGGGGGGACGACCUAAUGUCCUCCCCCUUGGCCCCCACCCCUGAGCGAUGGGUGGGGGCCCUAGAUUAGAAUUAGGGGGGAGGACCUAAUAUCCUCCCCCCUGAGCGGUGGGUGGGGACCCUAAAUACUAAUUAGGGGGGUUGGGACCUAAUGUCCUCCCCUCUGGCCCCCACCCCUGAGCGGUGGUUGGGGGCCCUAAAUUAGAAUAAGGGAGGACCUAAUGUACUCCCCUUUGGCCCCCACUCCUGAGCGGUGGGUGGGGGCCCUAAAUACUAAUUAGGGGGGGGACCUAAAGUCCUCCCCCCUGGCCCCUACUCCUGAGCGGUGGGUGGGAGCCCUAAAUACUAAUUAGGGGAGGACCUAAUGAGGCUUCCCUUUGGAUUAAAAUUAAUUAUAUUGGAAAUAAAAACAUUCUGCCAUAAUUUAGAGCGAGAGAGUGAGUGUGUGUACACACAAACACACUUUUAACAUCGUACAUUUCUUCUGUGAAGGCACAGGGCAAUUAACUCAUACUAGGAGUUUGCAUCAGUGCAAAUGUUGAUUGCUCUUUGACUGCAUUGUGUGAAAAUAAAAGAAAACAGGAGUCUCAGCACUGACAGACUCCUGAAACAGAAAAAAUAUGGAAAAACCUUUAUUUUUUUGACAUUUUACAUUUGAGUGAAUAACUAUCACAAGCCAAUUAUCUCCUUGUAAUAUAUAUAAGUUAUUCCUUAGCUCACACUUAAACCUACCAGAAAGCUUUUUUUAUUUUUUUUUAUUAACGGUUCACAUGCACGAAAAGUAUGGUAACGUGUUUUGUUUCCUUAGGAAUUGAACAAUACCGGAUUAGACUCUUUUACAUCUCAAACAAAAUUUGUGACUCCAGGAUUUCAGACUUUCCCAGCUGAUGCACUCCUCAAUAAAACCACAGACGAUCUGCCACCUGGUGUGGACCCCAGCAGAAAAGAGGUGAGCUAGACUUAAAAAUCCCUCCUCUCCACCAGUAAUAAUGUAAAAUAAUGUUACUAUAUUGAAACGAACCAAAGGAUCAUUAAGAACUGUGCAUGUGGUACAGUGAUAUGAACAGAUAAAAAUUUUAGAUUUAGCAAAACAAGAAAACUGAAAAUAAAUAGCUUUAAGUGGAAAAUGUUUCUAGUUUAGCCAUCUUUGCAUCAAUUUUGCAAAUCCCAUUUCAAAUCUUCUCAACUCCUGAUUUCUUGAUUACACUCCUGGCUGGCUGAGGGCAUUGCAGUGUCUCACUCAUUAUCUAUAUAUUAGUAUGGGUGCAGGUUUGGUUUCCAGAUUCAUUCCUGGGCAAGUGUACUAGGCAACUGAUUUAAAGGACCACUAUAGUGCCAGGAAAACAUACUUGUUUUCCUGGCACUAUAGUGCCCUGAGGGUACCCCCACCCUCAGGGACCCCCUCCUGCCCGGCUCUGGAAAGGGGAAAAGGGGUUAAACUUACCUUUCUCCAGCGCCGGGCGGGGAGCUCUCCUCCUCCGAGGCUGAAUGCUCACGCGCGCCAAGAGCUGCGCGCGCAUUCAGCCGGUCACAUAGGAAAGCAUUCAUAAUGCUUUCCUAUGGACGCUGGCGUGCUCUCAUUUUCACAGUGAGAAGCACGCAAGCGCCUCUAGUGGCUGUCAAUGAGACAGCCACUAGAGGCUUUGGGGGAAGGAUUAACCCAUUUAUAAACAUAGCAGUUUCUCUGAAACUGCUGUUUAUGAAAAAAUGGGUUAACCCUAGCUGGACCUGGCACCCAGACCACUUCAUUAAGCUGAAGUGGUCUGGGUGCCUAGAGUGGUCCUUUAAUGCCUACAGUGUAUGAAUUAUACAUACUGCAGAACAGCACUUUUCACGUUUACCAGAACAGUUAUGAAGCUGUAGAAAAACAUGAUGCAUUGGUUCACACCAGCUGUGGAUUGCUUUAGAUUUAGUUCCUGGCAAGUAAUGUAACUUUAGAAAGUUAGAAAUCCCCUGCACAUAAACUUCACUGCUGCACCUGUCUCAAGAUUUUAUGUAAACCUUUAAAAGCAGAGAUCAUUUUGGCUAUUAGAUAUAUACACCCAUCUCCUGACUUCUACAUACUUAAUCCAAUCCGGCUAUUGACUAUCAUACUGGAUGGAGUUUUUCCAAGGUGAGCCGCUUGAGACAGGUGACACUAUAUUUUGAAUUGCAUUGGAGACCAAUGUAUAAGACUCCCCUAUCGAGGUCACAGCUCAGUUAAAGGGACACCAAAACAACUAUCUUAACGAAGUAAUUUUUGUGUAUAGAUCAUGCCCCUGAAGUCUCACUACUCAAUUUUCUGCCAUUUAGGAGGUAAAUCCCUUUUUGUUUCUGCAGUCCUAGCCACACCUUGCCGACCUGUGACUGACAGCCUGCAUGAAAACAAAAAUGGAUUAAUUUUUAAUCAGAUGUAACUUACUUUAAAAGUUUUAAUCUCUUGCUUUGUAAAUUAAACUUUAAUUACAUAUAGGAGCUUCUGCAGGGUCUAGCACGCUAUUAACAGAGCAGGAGAUAAGACACUUUACAUUAAACAGAAUUUGUAAUAAAGGUGGUGUAAACAUUAGAAGACUCUUUACAGGGAGUGUUUAGGAGAAUUGGCAGUGAGACUGCAGGGACAUGAUCUAUACACCAAAACCGCUUUAUUAAGCUUAAGUUGUUUGGUCCCUAUAAGUACAAAGUCACACAGGCAGUCUGUAAUAGUAGCAAAACUUGAGAUAGAUUAUGUCCUGAUCAUUGUAGCAAAUAGUGUUUUACUGUAAACCUUUUGAGAGUUCCAGAACUGAAAUAGCAAAGGAAAGAAAUCCUUCCAAACUUUUUUUCUUCUUUUGCCAAUGGAAUUUUUUUUUUUUUUUUUAAUUAACAAUGUAGUCGUCAGAUUGCACCCUAAAACAUCCUUAGAGGGAACAUAAGAACGCUCAAUGUAUGUUAAUUCUUUUUCAGGAGUACCUCUCCGCUGAGGAUUUUAGUUCUAUUUUUGGGAUGAGCCGCAUGGAUUUCCAGAGUUUGCCAGAAUGGAAGAAGCAAACAAUCAAGAAAGCAAAAGGACUCUUCUGAUCUGUUCUUUCCCCCAUCAUUUCCUUUUGUUUUAAGACUCCCAAUUUAAGAUAUUUCCCUGAAAACCCUUUCAAGCCUUAACAGAGCUAUUGCAUCACUCACACCGAGGAUACAUGUCUGGAGCACCGACUGUGGUAUUCCUUCAUGCCAUUGGCUGGUUAAGCAUGAUGUGAGCUGCUGACCACAGCAGUGGGAGUGCCAGAGGUUUGCUACCUAAUGAAAACUGUGCUUCUUAUCUUUAAACUUUAAAACCAGAGCAUUAAUCUGAAGAGAAAAAAAAAGAGAAUGAAUACAUCAUUGUUGUAAAAUAAAAAGGUUUCCUUUUAAACUAAGAA
This is a messenger RNA of Pelobates cultripes (western spadefoot toad), 55113 nucleotides long. NCBI's taxonomy places the organism in Eukaryota, Metazoa, Chordata, Amphibia, Anura, Pelobatidae. The record is from the annotation of a GenBank genome assembly.